AUGCAGGAAGGUCUGUCUCCAAACCACUUGAAAAAGGCCAAGCUCAUGUUCUUUUAUACCCGCUACCCAAGUUCCAACAUGCUGAAAACGUACUUUUCAGAUGUAAAGGUAGGAAAAAUCCUUUUAUUCAUUUAUUUUUAUUCCCUCUUGCUUUUGGUUGCAUGUUUUAACCCCCUGAAUGCUUUUUUAUUAAUUUAAAUUUGAUUUCACUAAUAAUAUAUCUUGGCAAACUGUUGUUAUAUAUAUAUAUAUUUUGCUAUUGUUAUUAUUUUGCUGCUAAGUCAUUCUUAAGGUCUGUGUUUAUGCUCUCCCUGUUCUGUUUAUCUCCUUUACCCUGUGGACAUUAAAAAAAAUAUAAUCACAGUAAAUUUGUAAUUUUUUUAAGCACCAUUGGACAGCACGCUUUUUGCAUCUGUGAAAUGUCUACUGGUGGCAUUAGCCUACUAUACAAGAGCAUUUUGAAAGUGCUCCUUUGAUUGUUCCAUUGCAGCCGGGUUCCUCCUAUUCCGCUUAGAUUAGUGCCCGCUGCAGAGACCCAUUUUUCUUUACGUCAAAAAAGAAAAGCGGGGAAAAAAGAAAUACUACAUUGAAAUUCUCCAUGCAGUAGCUGCUUAAAAACAAAAGUGAUGAUUGUCUCUUAUUUACAACUUAAUUUGUUGUUGAUGCAGAGUACACUGAGCAUAAGGAGGAUGAAUAAACUGACAGAUUCAGGCCACAUUAUUCAAAUGAGGAUAUGAAAGCUGUCGACGUACAGCUGCAUCCUCCCCUCAUUUUACAGAAUAUUAGGACCUCCUGGUUUUUUGUGUUUUGUUUUUUUUAAAGUAAUUGUUCUUUCACAUCAACUUGAUUUUUUUGUGUUAUAAUCAUCUACUUUUUUUUGCGGGGGGAGAAACAAGUUUGGGUUCCAAUUAUUAUAAUGAUACACAUGGUAUCAUUUUGUAAGCCUUUAAAAAUAAACAUCACAUUAGUUUAAAUUUGCCGUGUUAAAAUUCUUCUCUUCUUGCCCCCCCCCCCAAAUUCUACAAAAACUUUAGCCAUGAUCACCACCUCUCCUCCACUUUUGCAAAUUUGCCUUCGGUGUUUCAGGGAUGUUCUUAAACUGGCCUCCUGUGAAACUGGCCUGCUGUUCACUUUAAAAAAAAAACAAACCCAAAAAGAAAAAGCUGGUAUUUUGUAUUUUGUUAACUACCUUUCACUUUUUUCUUACUUUUUUUUUAUAAAAAAAAGAAACUUGGUCUAUCUUGUUUAGUUAAUUGGCUUCUAUUUAAUCAGUUUAAAAACUGGGGUGUUUUGAAUUGCACACCCUUCCUCCCAUUGGUUGCAGCAUUUUACUUAGAAAUAUUGGUGCUUUGUGGGCUGUUUUUAAUGGGUUCUUCUUUAAUUUUUCUUUUUGCAUGGCAUACAUGUGUACGUACAUUCAACAUAUUCUGCCCUGCUAGAGUUUCGGGCGAAACUGGUUUUCUAGGCUUUUUCUUACUUCUGCUUUUUUUUUUAAAUUUAAGAAGUGCUUUGAAAACCGUUUUGUCCAGAAAGUCAAGUAGGGUGUUGGCGAAGAAAACUGAAUGUGUGUAUUGCUGUUAACGACUGCUCUGUCAUAGGCUUUUGCUUAAAUAAUAAUAAUAACAAUGCAUCAUCCAUACAGUGCCUAUGCCUGGUUAAUAACCUGCCAUGACUCAUCCAAUGGGCCAAUGAAAAUGCUUCUGUGGCAGUAUUACCUGCAAUGCAACAAUGUAAAGAAUUGUUCUGGAGACGUUGGAGCCAUUGGUGCAGCUUGACCGCAGUAUGGCUCGAGGGAAUCCUCCUAAAGGCUCUCUCUGAUGUUCUCUCUGCUCCAGGGUCUCGCAAACUUGGGUCUCUGGCUGCUUUUGGACUACAACUCCCAUCGUCCCUAGCUAGCAGGACCAGUGAUCGGGGAUGAUGGGAACUAUAGUCCAAAAAGAGCUAGAGGCCCAAAUUUGGGAAGCCCUGCUUUGGCGGAUGCCGAUGUAGGCAGCCCUACAGAAAAGAAAAGAAAAAGUCUCGCUAGUAUGUAGUGCCUGUUGUCUUUUUUCAGCAUGUGACAGCCGAAGUCGGUCUUCUUGCGAUGUUGCCGAGUGAUAUGAAAUAUUUUGAUGUUAUGCCACCUUAUAUUUAUAUAGCAUCAUUCAUCCAGAAGAAGCCCAAAGUGCUUUACAAACAGCCAAUAUAGGGAUCAUUCACCCACCACUGAAAGGCAGCCACUUCCGUGGUGGAAGGCAACAGCCAUUCGGGGUCAGCAACACCACACACCAGUAGAUGUAAAUAUUAGAUACAUUCCUCUUUUCUUGGGGGAGCGGGGUUGGAGGGUGGGUUUCCACGUUUAAUAUUUUUGGAAUGUUUUAUUUCAUGGUAACAGUUCGUGGGUAAAGUCAGCCUCUCCUUUAACCUGCUCUGUAAAUUUGGUUGGGCUGAAUGUGUGAUCCGGGCUGGGUUAAUGUUUAUUUUAGGAAAGCUGCGAAGUAGACGCUUGUGGGAAUUGUGCACAUAAUUUUCUCUCUCUCUUUUUGCAUUGAGCUCCUUAAAAAAAAAAAAUAUGUCAGGAGAUGGGAAAGGGUUACUUAUCUCAAGAAAGGAGAUUGAUGUCUUCAGUCUUAGCCAGACAGAAUACUGGUACAGUAGUCUGGUGGAAUAAGACCAAUACUACUGCUUACUGCAAAUAGGGUGUAAGAAGGCAGUACCCAAUCUGGUUCCUUCCAGAUGUUUUGGAUUGCAAUCCUUUCAUUCCUGACCGUUGACCAGGCUGACUGGGUCUUUCUGAUGAGUCUAGAACAUCUGGAGGACACCAGGUUGGGGAAGGCUAGUGAAAAAUAUUGACCAUUGGCCUUUCUCAGUCAGGCUUGUUCACGUUGACUAGCAACAACACUAUAAGCUCUUCACAGCCCUUCUGCCUGAUAUUCUUCAAAUGGCUAUUCCAGGAAUUGAACCUGGAGCAUUCUGUGGGCUAGCCAUUCAAAGGUGUCAUGCACAGGUCAGGAAAAUGUGGGUGGGAAUGAGGAGAGGCUUUCUGUGGGGAGGGGGGAGGCCUGCAAGCUCCUUUUGAGUAGAUUCUUUCCAUGUGUAUGGAGGUAGUUUUAUUUAUAAAAGAAGAGAAAGGCCCUGUGAUAAUGGCAUGCUUCGGGAGGCAUGUUUACUUUCAUCUGGAAUUGCAAAGGGGCAUGGUGUCACCCAUAAACUUGUGUCUGGACAGUUGACCCAACUUACUUUAAACCAGUUCUUCUAUUUUAAAAAAAUCAGUGUAUCCUCCAUCUCAAGUCACCUUCUUAUAGUAUUUAAUUAGCCAAACCAUGCGAGGCAACAGUAAUUCAAAAUCAGCUUGGCUAAACUUUAGUGUCAAACUUUCGGUUGGUAUUCAACCAACUCUUACUCAGAGUGGGUCCAGUGGCUAUUAGCCUCAGUAGAUCUACUCUAAGACAUAGUUGAACACCACCCUUUAAAAAAGAAAGCUUUAAAAAGAUUGCAAACAAACUUUAAACAAACAAACAACCUCUCACAAUUUUCACAAGUUCAUGCCAGCAGAUACAGAACAACAUGUAUGAAUCACUACUUCAGCAAAACAUUAUAGAUCACAAUAUGCCAGUCUUACCAAAUAUCCCUGCUGGAACAACAGGAUGGGGUUUUAGUCCCACUGAACUCCUUGGUGUAAAUGAUCAAUAAAUUGACCUCCUAAGUAUUUGCUAUGUACACAGGCUGCUAGUUAAGACAGGUGAAAGAGAAACCCAAUGCAACUUAAUGCAUGAAUUUACAUAAUGCAUUAUAGCCAAAAAAUCUAGACACAAUUAGACUAACAUGAGAUACCCUGGUCUAACUUAGCUGCAUGAGAAUGUUGCCCGUACUCUCAAAGACCAAAACCAAUGGGUUCAGGAGUGCCAACUUAGCCCCGUGACUGUGUGUGUCUGGGGCCGUGGGUGCCAUGCCAGCGCUCAUGGCCCUGGCACUGAAAUUUGUGGGUGCUUGGGCACCCAGGGCCUCGGGGAGUUGGCACCUAUGGUAGGUUUGAUAGUGUAGCUAUUCAUGUUUCUAGAUAAGAAAGAGGUCUUGAAGAAAUUUCUGGGUCAGAUGCUUUUAGUUAAUGUGAAGGAAGAACCAAUGGAAGGACUUCAUAAUGUACGGUGGCAGAAUAGGAACUCUUUCUGUUGUAUUAGCAGUGCCUAUAAAAAACCUCAAGGAACACUCUUAACACUAAUGCAAUCAGGGAAGAAAGGAUGGAUGGAGCCCAUCCUCCAGGGUCCUUCUUUCCACCACAACCCCAUGUGCCCCAUUAAAAAUCCAUUCCAAAAAAUCAAGAGAUCAUUCAGAGUGGCCUCCAGUGCGGCAUGUGAAUCUAUAGUUGGAACAGAAUCCCUGGAAAACACACAAGGGCUCUUUGGAACCCAGCCCAUGCACUGCAAUCUAUCCUAAUACGUUGUACAAUAAAUAUACAAAGUCCAGUUUAGUGCUCUGUGCUGGUCUUGUACUCAAGGGAGCUUAUUCCCCCCCCCCAAAAAAAAGACAAUUUAACUAAUUUGAAAAGAAUAAAAUAUUUUUCAUACACAGAUAAGCCCCAAAAAUCUUUCGUUUGUAAAUAAACCCAAACUGAUUUCUGUGGAUCAAUUUUGCUUACUUAGUUUAUUUGAAAUUGUCCCAUUGAUUUUUUUUAUUUUUCGAAUCGCUUAUGCAUGAAUCACCGUACCCAAAUUUCACCCUUGAUUUUUCUGCUGCUUUACUUAAGGAGCUGCCAUUAGUGAGGCUGUAUAAGAUGCAACCAUCUUAUAAUUUUUUCCCUAAACUGGGGGAAAGGGGAAAUCUCCUGAGUCGGUAUUGUGGGAACAAAAAAGGAUUCUCCUUGUAUCAUCUUCUUUCGCUCCACUUGAUGCCGAUUUUAAUGUAUAAGCUAAUAAUUCUAAGACUACUAAAUACAACAGAUUCAGUGUCAUUUUAGCUUUGAAGAACAGGCGCUUCCAGGCUUUUCAACCCAGCAGUGUUAAAUGAUGUAUCUCAUUCCCUCCACCCCUUGAGUCAACUGCUGCCUAGCCAGAUUAAGGUGUCAGAUUGAUUUGUUUUAUACAUCUUUUGACCAUGCUCAUUGAAUAUUUAGGAAGUUUCUUCAGCCCAUAUUGAGGCUGAGGUAUCCCGUGGGAAGCAUUAAUCAAAGUCACAGAGACUCUUACACUGUGGAAACACAGACUCUUUAUUGUAGCGAUUAGUUUUUGCAGUAACACAUUAACACACUACAGAGCUUUUCUUUUAUAGAACAAUUGAUCCUUUUCUUGUACUCCACUAGAGAAGGGGGGGGGAAUAAUUAACUCUUUAAAGUUUAGCAAUUUUAAAAAGACUGAUUUAUCUACACCAGAAUGUUGAGGCGAGAGAGGGCAUUUGUCUCUGUGUUUGUGUGUGUGUUGCACACACAUUUGUAUGUAUGCACAAUUAACUCACUCUCCGAAUGCUUCUAUACUAUUCGAGCUGAUUAGUUUUGUUCCUUAAGCGCUUAUGUCUGUAAUUUUUGCAUGUCUUACUUUUUUUUUGUCCACACUAAAACUUUCUCUGAUGUUUCCAUGCUGCAGCAAUAAGCAUUAAAUCUCUCUUUCUGUCCUAUUGCUAAAUAAUGACAUGCGCACCUACUUUUUGUUGUUGUUGUCCACAUUAGGUCAUUCAUGACCAUUCUAGAAAAAGAAUCCCCUUUCUAUUUUCCUCCCCUUCUACAGUACUCUUGCCCAUAUGAGACAAUGUCUUGUAACAAUGCAGGGGCCUAAUCUCCAUGUCAAAGCAAUUUUCAUUCCCCAGUGCACACCCUGCUAUCAUUUUGUAAUGUUUUGUUUCUUAUUCUAAAAGAAUUAAAAAGGAACAGUAAGCCGUCACGGGGGCCUGUAGUCCUUAUCUCAGUGUCUGGAAAUUUGGACAGUGUAUUUUACUGCUGAGAUAAAAUGGAAAGAACUCCAAGUUCAGCAAAUCGUAAUGGGUUUAAGUUCUAUUGAAAUCGGUAACCAGAAGAUCAGAUAACGGGGGUCCUUCAGUUGUCUUUUUAAUCAGGUUCCCCGCAAGGGCUGAAUAGAGACAGAGCAGACACACAGAGUGAAAAUAUAAUUCUUGGAUAGGUUAAGUACAUGUUUGAACUCUUGCAAGCAGAAGCGAUUUGAUGAUGACUUAAUCAUUUUCUGGUCAAUUAUCUGUAAGGACCCUUGCAACUGCAUGGCAAUUAUGAUGCAAGUUGGCCUUUUGGGAGAAACACCAGUCUCCCUGCUUCUGUUUCCUUGUUACUUAGAUUCCCUGCCAUAAAUUUUCAUUCGUUUAUUAUCUUUGCUAGCAUGGAAACAACUUUCUGUGUAGUAAUUACAGCCCCAAUGCACACUUUAGCUGUCAUCUUGUUGGAGGCCUGGAUGUUCUCAUGGCCAGCAUUUGAUAAGUGUUCUUUGUUGAUUUUUGAUUAAUGCACAUCUCUUUCUGGGGGCCGGGGGAAGUGAAUGCCUGUGAUGACAAAAGGCAGGGGGUAGUAUAUCAGCCUGCCAGAUAUAUAGCUAUGGAUUUAUUGGUUUUAACUUGGCAAGUUAAGUUGCAUCUGUCCUUUACACGUAGGAAGGGCUGUCAAUAAGAAGGGAUCAGCUGCAACGCAGCUUAGGUGACAUCUUCAGUUCAAAGGUCAGAGGAACAGUAAGGAAACUUGUCCUGAGAGAUGUGGGCACUUUUAACCUUGACCUUCUGACUUCUAAUAAAGGGAUCCAGUGCAUUUUCCUCCAUCUUACGGAUGAGCUGGAAAACUUUAAAUUUGCUGGAUGGAAUGCCUAGGGAUUAAAGGAGGAUUUGCGGAUUUCGAUACUCAGGAUAUGAUAAGCAUCUACAAGUCACAUGCAAAUUUUUAAAUUUAUUUUUUGCAAAGUGAGAGCAACCCUAUAGGAAGGCCCCAUUUUUGUUUAGAGUGUGUGCAAUAAAGAGAGAGGGGAAUUCUUUUUAGCUUGACAUAGAACGAGAAAGGAAUUUUGCAUCAGAUCUAUGCGACACACUGAAAUGUAACCAACCUCAAGUUACUUAUGUCCAUUACACCACCUCUCCAUAAAUAUUUUCUAAAUUGAUUUCACACUUUUAUUUGUGGGAAAUAACUACUACAUAACAGGAAACACAUUGCAACCCCACCCAUCUUAUAUGUGGCUCCAUAAAUAAUUGCCUUCAAUGGGCAAGACAUAGUCACAUUUUACUGUUUUGGCCACUCAUCUCUUAUAUCGGACAAAAUACAUCAGCACAAACCUGGAAAGUCCUGGACAUCUCCUCCUGUAAGAGCCUAGAAGUUUGCUAGUGGUGACUCGAAAUUUGAAAGUGCUUUCUAUGCGUGAUACAUAACUUGAUAGAACAGCAGUGCUCUUUAGCAACCUUAGGAACGAGAUCCAAUCCUUUCCCAUUUAAAAAAUUGGUGCAGCAUUUUUCUAUCAUUUGACUCGACCACUCAAGCCUCUUUACCCCUUGGGUUUAAAAAAGGCUUUUGAAGCUUGGCUAUGGGGCGGGUGGAAGAGAAGGGGUGGAUGUAAGAAAGGAUGUUGUGAAAUGGGGAGGAAAGAGAGAACGUGUCAACGCUCUAAUCCUUCUUGCUCUUCUGAUUUCCACAGUUCAACAGAUGUAUUACCUCUCAGCUCAUCAAGUGGUUUAGCAAUUUCCGUGAGUUCUACUACAUUCAGAUGGAGAAGUAUGCACGCCAAGCCAUCAACGACGGGGUAACAAGCACUGAAGAGCUGUCCAUAACCAGAGACUGUGAGCUGUACAGAGCCCUCAACAUGCACUACAAUAAGGCAAAUGACUUUGAGGUACGCUGUGACCUUUCUGGGUUUCUUUCUCUUCUAUGCAUGCAUGUAAUUGAAAUUGUCUUUCCCCCUCCCUUUUUUAUGCAUUUUCACUUAUUUUGGAAACUGUUUCUUUUACAGUGCCCACCUUGCAAAUGAUGUUAAUGUGUUUUGUUCUAUGUUUUGUUAAAAAGGGAAGAAGGUCAUUUUUGCCUGCCUUAUCAGAAAGCAGGAAACUUUUCUGUCUCGAUAGCAGAGCGCUGCAUUUGGGUUGCUUGCGUUUCAGCUACAUUUUCGAGAGCUAUUUUCUUGAAAAAGCCACCCUACUCGAGAUCUUUUGACUGUAGCUAAUCGUUUUGCAACCCGGACAGAAAACGCAGCUCGCGAGUGAAACAAAAACAAACAAAAGCGCGACUUAGUUGUGUCUCGGUUCCAUUGAAAUCAACGGGGACUAGGCCUAUCUAAAUGUCUCUGGAUUAUACCCCAUGGAUUGGCAGCUUUGAUUGAAACUCUUCCUUACAGGCCAACAAUGAGCGGGUAUGAGCCAAUCACCGAGGCCUUGGCUCAGCAAGCGAUUGUUGCUAACCUGCUGACCUUCCGUAAGCCCCACGGUGGCAAAUUCCUCCGUGCUGAUGAUAAGCAUUUUGCACUGUCAGAUGCAGGGAUGAGGCGAGAGGGGCUUCUGGGAGUUGUCACUCUGUGGCAUUGAAGCCUUGUGGCAGUGCGUUGGUAUUAUCUGCUCAAAGGAUGGGCCACAUUGUUUGGUAUAAGCUGCACAGUGGCGUGGUCAGAAGGGGUGGCAAGGGCUUUUGUUUCUUUCCCUAUGGAAGUAGUACUGCGCUAGGUACAAAAACGUGCUCUGAAGCAUUUCUAAAGUGAUUGCCAUCACCAUCAUCACCACAUCUAAGUGAUUCAGUUGGAAAGGUACGCAGAAGGUUAGGAUGCAGAUUUCACUUCUACUCUUACUCAUUCACCAGAGCUUUUUAUUUCAGUAUGUGUUGCCAAAACAAAACAGCCGUGGCCCAUCAGGCUUAUUCUUUAUCAAAUGUGUGCCCUACCUUGCGGUCCUGGCUACUUAAGAUCCCUCUAGAUCAGGGUUUCCCAAACUCGGGUCUCCAGUUGUUUUCGGACUACAACUCCCAUCAUUCCUAGCUAGCAAGACCAGUGGUCAGGGAUGAUUGGAAUUGUAGUCCAAAAGCAGCUGGAGACCCAAGUUUGGGAAACCCUGUUCUAGAUGCUGCUGGACUGUAGCUCCAAUCGUCCCUGGCCUUUUAUGGGCCAUGCUGACUGGGGCUGAUGGGAGUUGGAGUCCAGCAACCUCUGGUGGGCCAAUGACUACACUACUCUUGGAUGGAGCUUCUUCUGAAGAAACCAAGAACAAAAACAAAAGGAAAGUGCAUUUGACACCCUCCUAAUAGCAAUUUAGCAGAAGAUGAAUAAGGGUUAUAUGUACACAAUAUGAGCCUCUUCUCAUAAAUCACGUCUCUGUCUGAAAAUGUAAAAGCAUUAAUAUGCAUUUAUAUAUUGUGUUGCCCUCUUUCUGUCUUUGAGCUACCCAUGUGGGUCUUUCUAUGUUGCACAGUUUAAAGCAUGGAGGAAAUGGCUUUUAAUUGGAGCAGCCUGAGGCUGCAACAUAACACCUAUGGUAUAUUGUUCCCAGUAGUUUGCAAUUAUCUGAUCUGGAGAUUGCAGCAUAAGUUUUGCCCCCCAAUAAGUUAAUUUCUUAUAACACAGAACCCCUUUCACUUGUGUUCAAAUGCAUUGCUAUGAAAUUCCUAAUUCAUACAAACAGCUGGAUGGCAGCUUUAAGACUGCUAUCCACAACUCCACGCACUAGGCUGAAAACCUGGACCUGAACAGGCCAUUACUGCAUAUCGUUUAAUCUGAAGGUAUGCAUUCUUGCCUGAUCAGCGGCCAGCCCAGGUGACUAGCACUGAAGCAAAAAUGACAUGUACUGUGGUGUUGAAAUUGGAUCUGAAGUCCUUGAGCAAAUGGAGCGUUUUCCAUAUUUAGCAUCAUCAGAGUUCCUCCCCUUCAUACUUUUAUUGCUGAUCCUUUAAUAUAAUUGAAGCCUGAUAUGCCUUUCAUCUUAAAUAAUUUAAAUGGAUUUUCCUAAACCUUUUCUGCUCGCUUCCUCUUACGGAGUUAACAUUCAUAACGUAUUGAAGAAAUGGGGAUAAAAUCUCAUAGAAAAGAAGGGACUCUGGGCGAAUUAUGGAACCUGUUUUCCUUAAGAUCUAUUACUCAAGAUACACCUGCCAGAGCCACAUCACACAUUGUGCAAGCGGCGUCCCUGUGGACAACACACAUGCUUUUUAGACUCAUGAAUGUCCUUCAGCAGUUCAUACAAAACACAUCCUCAACCCACUGUGGAGCUGCUGGGGCCUGCCUUUGCUCUAACAUAUGAGCUGGCUUUUCUGACUUCCUUUCACAAUGCCUUGGAGCCGCCAGCAGCUGUUAACAGAACUCAAAUAAGAUCCUUAACAAUCCUCAUGCCUCCUUACUUUAGAUUUGUCACAAUCGCCUCAGGCUCAUAGCCAGAGGUAGCUGAAACACCUUGCAGAAGGAUUUGGUGACUGAACGAGUAAUCUCUCUCUGUUUGCGAGAAGUGUACCAAUUUGUUUCUGUGUUUCUGUGUGCUGUCAUUGGAGGCCAGUUGAAAUUGUGAACACAUUAGGCUCAGCUGCAACACAAAACUGAACCAAAUCAUCUUUAGUAGUAAGCAAAACUUACAUUCUGAUGAAUUAAAGAUACGCGUGCUGGGGAAGGAGGAUUUUCAUAUGUCCAUCCUUGCACGUUACUGUUUAUCACAAAUGGUAACUUAUAGAGAGCAUCCUACACCCCCCUAAUUCAUUUAUGUUUUCAGCACACAUUAAAUAGAAGCUCUCCCUCCUAAAUAAACAAAACAAAAAACACCUCAGCAGCUAUGUGUGCUGUUUGCGUAAUCUCUAGUAUGUUUUAAACUCAAGUAUCUAAAGACUGCAAUUCUAAACACACUUAGAACAAAGCUCCAUUGAACUUGCAAGUAGACAUCUAGAUAUGCACUCCAAAUGCGAUAGAAACAUACUUACCCUGGAUGGUUUGCAGAGAAUAUUUUAAAGGGAAUCAGAACAUGAAAGAGACAGCAGCUUUCUAUGGGUUUCUUACAUAAGUCACACACGCACAUAUAGUAUUUGGUUUUAAUAUUUAAUUGUUAGGGUGGAUUUAUUUAGCUCUUUGUUCUCCCACCGGCUUUCCCCCAGUCAUCUAGUGGUAGCACUGGACCAGUUCCAGUUUAUCUUCAGCUUCCUUGCCCACCUAAAGAUUAGGUAGGCUAGCAUAUCAAACUUGUGAAUGGCCACUGAACAUUUUGGGAUUUUGCAGAAAUCUAAUUGCUUGUAGGCUGCGAGUGGCAGAUCAACUCAACCUAGAUGAGGAGCACUUGUUCAAAUUACACUUUGUUCCAAUUGCACUUAGAUGCAGCUUUCCCCAUUGCAUUUCAAUACUUGGGCAAAUUUAUCUGAGGAUAAAAGAAGUGAUUGUGAAAUGUACUGGUGGGAUUCAACCGAGUUGUUAUGUGCAUGGAAUGAGGUCCACUUGUGAAUGAGACCUUUCUCGCUUUGUUCCCCAUACUCUUUAAAUCUGUUCCAGAGGUUGGGGUGUAAGAGGUGGAAGUCCCAUUGCACAAGCAGACCUCGUUCUGUGCUGGCAUAGCCCACUUAGCACUAUGUUGAAUUCCACCCUAUGUACCUGUGUAAAUUGCUGUGUCCCCCCCCCCUUUAAAAUAUACACAAUUGGCAUUUGGGAAGCAAAUUAGCUGCAUACCCCCUAUCAACAUGCAUUCCACACCAGUUGUGGUUCACUGUGAGCUCCUAGAUAUAAAAUAGAUACAUUGCAUAAAUACUCAUGCAUGGAUGCUUCUACUUUGCAACUAAAAGUAGCUUUGGGAAGUUGAUUUGCAUUUGGGAACGGGCAUUGAAAACAAGAGUUAAACUCUCCAUCCUGUCUUACAAAAAUCAGGGCCUUCUGCAGCUGCUUUGAGGAGAGAGGAGGAAGGUGUCUGGAAAUCCAAUAGCAGAACUCCCAUGUCAUGUGGCCCUCAGUUAUCACGUGCCGUGAGAAGCAUGUAGUUAUGCCCAUGGUGGGAUACAGGAGCGAAACUCAUGAACUUCCCCUUAUGCAUAUAUUCUGUGUAAAUUGGACUUGCUCAUGUCAGUCACCCAGCCCUUUUCCAUGGUGCGGACCACAUCUCCAGAGCCAACCUGCAUAGGCACUCUUGCCUGUAUACCUGCUUAAAGGCUAUACAUGCAGUAUGGAAGAUGAGCCAAAGGCUGACUCAUACACCAUACAGAGUGUGGAACCUACAUAUCUGGUCCACAUGUUGCUGCCUUGUUGUAUUUAAUUGUUUUGUGGAUUAAACGGUAUUGGGGAUCAACCUGCUAAAUGCUAUAGCAAGCACUAUGUUUACAGUGAAGGAAAACAGGUGAGUGAGGAGAGGGGCCAUGCUUAGUAGCCCUUCACCUGGACAUUGAUGCAUACAGUGCUGUGCAAACAUUUGAAGGAAGGGAACCUUUGCAAUCUGGAACCCUGGUUGCUCAAGGUUCCAGAUCAUGUUCUAUAUCCCUAUAGGUUUCUGUGCAGAUUUGGUGUGGCACCACUUCCCCACCUGUGUAUGUAUUAACUGUAUGCAAAACCCCUGAACAAGGCUUGCAGUGUUAAUUUUAUGGAGAGAGACAGCUGAAAGGUCUUGUGAGACAUGCUGGGAGGAUCCUUGGAGCCAAAAGGUAGGCAGCUAAGGAUGCUAGUUGUGCAAGCAUCACCUUGUUUCAGUGAUUGCCAGUGUGUGCAGGUAUUCCUUGCAAAGUCUACCCUCCCCUAUUCAAUGGAAGUGUCUGCUACAUGAGCCCCUAGAAGCUGCCAGUUGCAUUGAAGCGAGAGGUGGAAGGCUUUCAAUGGAGGGGCUUCCUGGUACACUGCAGCACGCAUGGUGUUUGAAAUUAGAAAUAAAUAUAUACAAUAAGAAUGCACGAACUAAAAAGUGGACAGUAUAGCCAGUAAUAUAUGCACCUGUUUUACGAGCACUGUUGUUUAUAAUAUGGACAUUCGUAGUAGAUUUGAAUACAAUAAAUUGUGAUAUACUUUCAUAAAUAGUUUUUCAGUCACUGUAAUCUCUGACAAGUGGGUAGUUUCUGUUUGCCUUUCAUAAGCAAUUACUUAGAAAUGUAAGCUGAAAAGUCCUAAAUUCCACAGUGAUGGAUGUAUGAACCUGCCUUUUACUAAGUUAGAUCAUUGGUUCAUCCAUCUCUGUGGGAGAGGUCUUUCCCAGCCUUGCCUUCUGUGAUAUUUUUAACUGGGGAUGUCAGGGAUUGAACCUGGCAUCUUAUGUAUACCAAAAAAAGGUGCUCUACCUGUUGAUGUAAAAAUCAAAACUCUGCCGAUGUACUGCUGUGAAAUCUUAUGGCUGAGUUUUUAUUUUGAAGGGCAUAGUAAUGAGAUCUGGGAUUUCUGGAAAAGCAGAGAGGUGGUCAGGAAGAGGGAGGAACAGAUUCAUAAUGGGGACAUGUACAUUCCCUUUCACUAGAAUUCUCCUGUCAAAUGGCCUGGGUUGCCCAUAACACUAAGCCAUGGUUUGUUUAACAGAUCAUGGGUUCCUACAGACAAUCAAAUAAACCCAUGGUUUGUUUCUCCAAAGUCUUUUUUCAUCUGCUCUUGCCUUGUACUUUUGUAGUCAGGUGAGUGUCUGGGUAAAGGUGGCCAAACAAGCCAUAGUUAAGAAAGAGUGCUGGGUUUGCAUGUAACAUCAAUCCAUAGUUAAAAUAAACCGAGAUUUGCAAGCCAACAGCAAAUCAUGGAUUCAGUGGGUAGAUUGUUUGGUAACCCAACUAUAGUUCAGCCUCUUGGCAUGAGUCAGACAUGCAAAUAAGCCAUCAUUUAAUAAACGAUGGCUUGGUGUUGUGUUCAAACUAUGCCUCUAUCCAUAACUUCAUUGUCAUACCUAGUUCCAUUUCCUUAAGAGGUUGUAAUUUAGGAUUUUAGCCUAGCAAAAUCAGUUAAUGUAUUCCUAGGUGUACUUAUUUGCUACAUUUGUUUUUAAAUGUUGUGGGCCAGAAACUUGCACUAUGUGAACUUGUGUUCUCUCAAAUAUAAGCUAGAGAGUUGCAGUAGCCUGACUAGUAAACUGUGGUUGUCAUGUAUAAAGCUUUGCAUCCUGGAUACCUUUGUAAGCGUAUAACCACCAAAGGGGUUCUUGUGGGCACAAUACCAUCUUUGAGGACUUUUCUAGGUAUUCACAAAAUCUCUGAGCCCUCCCCCUUCCUCAUUGCUUCCUGUGUCUUGUGGUGGGGGCAGAGGUUCACCCCCCUCCAAAAAAGGGAACUUAAGGAGGAGGUUGGAAAAGGGCCACACUUUUCCACUUCAUUUUCUAGUUGUGUGUGUUUUCCAAUGUUCAGAUUAGUAGCUGAAAAGGAAGUUGAAUGGCCAAGAGAAGAGAAGAGAAAUGGGAGCAAUAUUGGAUGCUCAGGCAGGAAAAUGGAAUAACUAAGGGAGAACCAGAGAGAGAAAAAGUGAGAUCUGUAGGGGAUUGAGGAGAAAGAAAUAGAGUGUGUGUGCACGCACGCACGCACACACAGAUUAGCUGCAGUAAAACAGAGUCUCUUGAAACUGUGUGUUUUUUUCAUCCUCUCAAUAUCAUAUAACAGAAACCUCUGUAUCCAUUGACUGAAAUGGAAAAAAACCCCCAAUGACUGGUGUUUUCCAGCACUGCCAUGACUCAAAAACAUGAAUACAAGGCAUGUAUCCUCAUAACUUUUACAAGGGUUACUCUGAAAACUACCACCAAAUCAUUGGUUACCUCUGCAUCCAACGGUGUCCUGUAAUGUCUUGGUGCUUUGGUUUUCAUCAUGUGUAAAUUUUGUGAAGAUCCGUGACAAUCUUUGCCUGUAACUUCAUCAGUGUUUUGGUAGCGCUGGUAAGCACCAGCUCUGUGACUUUUACUGUGGACUGUACCAACGUAGACCUUCAGAGCCGACAGGAAAGCCCAGUGUGCGUGCGCUUGCUCUCUGUGUCAGGGAGGGGUGUCUCUGUGUGGAAUUACCAAAGGGAGGGGGAAGAGAAGGAAGAGGGUGUGGCACCCUCUCAAAACUUCAAAUCUGUCAUGGGCCCCCAAAGAUUGGAAACUUAGGUGUAAAAGAAUAGAUGUAACAUUGUGGGCUGGUCAUUGUCUAACCAACGACAGUGCGCUAUUAUUUCUCGGAUCUCUCACAAUUCUAUAAUCUUUCAAGUGUAGCAUUUUCUAAAGUCAUGUCUAUCGAUGCUGAUUUAAAAUCUUCACACUUGCCCCCCCAUACAAUACAUGUAACCUAGCAUUAACUAAAAUGCCCAACUGCUGAUUGUUCUACCCAUUAUAUAAUGUACGUACUAUUUUGCUUUAAGUCUGAAAGUUAACAACAAUCCACAUAUAGACUGUAGAGCAUUUCAUGCUGUCCCCCCUUUUAGUUUGCUUGGUUAAAGCCUCAGACAGAUCCCUGUGAAAUCUGUAAGCAACUUUUACCCUAAUGAAACAACGGGUCAAAAUUAGCUGAAGUUGAUUACGUAAUUGGUUGUGGUUCUGACUUCUAACAUCCACGGCAUGUUUACCAGCAAUACUGUUGCAAACAUUCUGGAAGCAGGCUGCAAAAACUAUGUAGCACUGUGCAUUUAACCGCUGGUACCACCUAGGCUGAGUGCCUGUGCAAAGGAUGCCUUAAAGCUAGGCUUCACAUUUUGAGUGAGAAAGUUCUAACAGGAUGCAGUCUCCCACACCACCUACCAGGGCUAAAAAUAUUAUUUUAAAGUAUGCAACAAAAAAGUGAGAGGCAUCAGUUUUAAAGAUGCAUCCGUUUGAUGCGGCUGCAACAAUGAUAGGACAUUAGUUUCCACUUUGCAAUAGGAAUAAUAAGACUUCAUUUGUACUUUGUUAUAUAUUGAAAAUGCCUGGAUACAUGUAUUCUUCAGACAUUUGAUAGCAGUCUUAUUUCCCCAUGCACAUUUAUUAUUAUUAUUAUUAUUAUUAUUAUUAUUAUUUCAUAAUAAGCUCUAAUUCCUCUGAUGUGCAACAGAAGAAUUUGAAACUUAAACAUUGGGGUUUGAAAAUAAUUAAAAUAUUCCUGCUGUGCUGAUUAAUUAUAUCCAAAAUCAAUGAAUGGAAAGAUUGCAGAAUGGGAUUCGUGGUAGAACUCUUUUCCUCUAUUUUCCAUUAAAAAUAUAGAGACGUCGUAGCUAUCUCGUUGCAUCUUAAACAAUGUUGAUUUUUAUUUCUUUAAAAAGUAUGAAAACAUCCUUCAGGAAGACAGUUUCCCUCAGCUCAGCCAGUAUAUCUCAUUUUAUUAAAUUCAUUUGCAAAAGUUAUGCAAGUAUAAAGUGGGCUGUAACAAUAUUGUAAAUGCCACUUUUAAUUGUUAAUGAACCUGGUGUGGACCCCUAAUAAUAAUUAUACAUUCAAUUGUUGUUCCUGGUUCAGGAAGUAUUUAAUCAGCUGAACCAGGCAUGGCAAUUGAGGGUAUAUGUAGUUUUUGAGUCAGGAAACUCUCAUUUUGAUAUUUAUCCCCCUUGGAUUCAAGGUGUUUGCUACGACAAUGAGAUAGGCCCGAAAUGAUGUGCGGGCUAUUUGAUUUAAUGUCAUUAGAUUUUAUAGCUCCCUCUGACUAUUUUCCCCCAUUGGGUUACAUUUAAGCACAGCAAGAUGAAGUUUUUAAACCUCCUUACUCAACAGCUCUAUUAGUUAUAAUGUACCGUGACCUCUCUCAACAUUCUUAAAGAAAAAGAUACAGUGUAAUGUCACUUUACUUUGCUUAUUGUUCUUUGUUGAGGUGAACAAAGCAUUUUCUACAGUGGUUAUAGCACAUAAUUAUACAGCUUUCAAUAGUGGUGUCUUGGCACAUAUCAAAGUUCAGAAGAGCCUUUAGGAGAGAAAAAAAAGAUGUUUUGUGGCAGCCUAGUGAGGGUCUCAUCUUUCCUUCAGAAAAUAGUUCAAGGCUCUUCUGUCAGGCUUCCUUACUUAGAGCUUUUUCCCCUCCUGCUUCAUAAAGUUUAAAGGGGAUUCAGUGGAGUUCUGUGAUCUGUUUCCUUUGAAAGAUUGUUCCUUUGCACAGAGAGGUCCUUUGACUUCAAGAGUUCACAGAUUCAUGUCUUUAGGUAUCAUAUGUCUGACCUUAUCAGUUACUCUAUUUAAUGUCGGAGAAAAAGUCUCAAACUCUUUUGUGUUUGUCUGUUUUUCUGCCUCUGUGAAGUGAUUUGGCGGAGAGAAGGGGUGGGGGAGAGAGAGAAAGGACCAUCCUUUUUAACGCACCACGGCGAGGACGUUUUUUCCUGACUCCAACCUACCCUGUGGCUUUUUGGCGGGGAAGACGGGGCGCAAUUGCCCUUGCCUGCUUUGUGUGUGUGUGGAUAAUUCCACGGCGAUAAUAGAACGAUAUAGGGCCAAGCUCACGCACACUAUAUCUAGCUAGGAAUCGUCCACUUUCCUAGCCACCCACCCCUAGAUGCAAUCUAUUGCCUUGUUUCUGGUGGCUGCUACUUUAGCUUUCCAACAGGCUGGGCCAUUUAGCAAACACAGAGAGCGAAACGGCUGGAGUGCUGGGCCAGCAGUAGGCUUUCCCUUUGCUUCGACCUGCCCCAAAGGCUUUGAUAAUUAAUUGUCCUUCAGAGAUGAGGAAAGUUCAGAGACAGUGUGUGCAGCAACGUCUAUUGUCUGACCUUCAGUUCUCCUCCGUUCGGCUCUUUUCCCUCUCCCCUUCACACCACAAAGGGUUAUCAAUGGGAGCAGAGAGCAGCCGCUCCUUCUAAGGUCCGCAGGUGGCGGUUGUGGCGCUCUGACAAGAGCCCGAUCAUUGUGCUUCCGCCGGAGGCGGAUGAAAUGGGCUCGGAAAAGUUCUGACAAGCCUUUUCAGAACCCUUUCUCUCUCUUCUUUAAUGCCAUAUACAUUCUAGCAGAGCUAUUCUGCUAAUUCUUUGGGAAAUUUAAUAGCGUUUCUCCCCGCCUCCCGUUCCCCACCCGCCUGCCUGCCUGUCAAAGCGCAUGAAAAAAGUUAUCAUUAUGCACAUCGGCUGCAAUCUUGUAUGGCAGCCUAGGACAACCCGGAGCCCUCCAGGUGUGAUUGGACUACAACUCCCAUCAGGCACAGCGGGAGCUAUAGUCCAACAACAUCUAGAAGGCAUCAGGUUGGUGUAGACUGGUGUAGCCAUUUAAUGCAGGAGGGAUUUUUGUUGAAUUCAGCAUGGCUCUCUUCCGAGCAAGCUUGCAUAGGUUUGCAUCACAGCUUUCAUUUUUUUAGCCAUGCACAGUUUUAAAAAGGAAGACAGCUAUGGAUCCAUAUGCAGAAAACGUGGGUUCAUUAGCUGGCUGCAGGGGGAAUUGCUAGGUACUUGAACAACUCGGGGCACAUGCAUGGAAGUUGUGUACAGUGGUACCUAUGGUUGCGAAUGGGAUCCGUUCUGGAGGCCCGUUCGCAACAUGAAAAGAGCGCAACCCGCAGCGGUGCGUCUGCGCACACGAGGGUUGCGAUUCACUGCUUCUGCCCAUGACAUCAUUUUGCGCUUCUGCGCAUGCACGAGCGGCGAAACCCAGAAGUAACCCUUUACGGUAGUUCUGGGUCGCCGUGGGACGUAACCUGAAAGAACGUAACAUGAAGCGGACUUAACAUGAGGUAUGACUGUAUGCUAAUUUAGGUGCAGAUUUAGGUCUCUGAGCAAAUUAAGAUGGUGGGUGGUGCCUCAACGGCACUGUGCUUUGCUCACAGGUCUGUUGGGCAUUGUUUCUUGAAAAAAAUAAGUUGGGGAGAAAAGGGUAGCAUGGACAGGAGACAUGGGACUCAGUGCAAAAGGUCCUCUGGAACACCCUCCCAUCCGAUGUGAAAGAGAUAAAGAACUAUACAACUUUUAGAAGACAUCUGAAGGCAGCCCUAUAUUGGGAAGUUUUUAAUUUUUAUUAUGCUUUUAUGCGUGUUGGAAGCCAUCCAGGGUGGCUGGGGUAUAAAUAAGAUGAUGAUGAUAUGAUGAUGAUUAGGGCUCGGGGGCCCUGAUCCGCCCUGCCCGCCAAUAAUGCCCCGUCAUUAGCUUGAAGUAAGGGUUGCAGUUACCUAUAGGGGGGAAAAACUUUUAAGACCCUGCACUGACAAAUACGAGAAUAUUUCCAGUUUAAAUUCAUUUUUAUCUCCACCAUAACAGCCAGCAACACAUGAAGGGGAAAUGUUUAAGGAAAAUACUGAUGGAAUAGUAUUGAAAAUGUCUAGUUUUUAAAAAUAAUAAUAAAAUGUUUGUUUCUGUCUGUGGCAAACCGUUGUCCUAUAUUAAAGAUAUGUAAACGUGCACGCACACAUGCACACAUGCACGCACACACACACACAGAGAGAACAUCUUUUGCUAUCCUUUCAAAAUUUGGGUAUCCUCAAAAUUCUUUAGGUAUUUCACCUGAGGAAGAACUCAUCAUUCAGUGGUGCAACAUCUGUUUUGCAUGCAGAAUGUUCAGUCCACAGAAUCUGCAGGUAGGGCCAGCAAAGUCACCAGUCUGAAGCACUGGAGAAUUGUUGUCGGUCAGUGUCAGCAAUACUGAGCUAGAUGGACUAAUGGCCUGACCUGAUAUAAAGCAGCAUCCUAUUUUCCUAGCUCCAGAUUCAUCACAAAUUUGCUUUUGUGAACCUGUAAAUGUUAGGGGCCUCCAUUGAGUUGGCUAGUUGGGAAUGUUAAGUGCCUUGGUCGAACCUCAUGACUAAGCUAACUUGCAUGGAGAUGGUGAGUGGAGAUGGAAAAUCAUUUGCUCAAUCCAUUGCUGUUGUAAAUAAGUAAACAAAUACGGCCUGUCAGUUUUUGGUGUCAAAAUAACUAAAGCUAUGUUAACUCUGGUAUUUAAUUAAGGCAGGGAAUGCAGUGUGGUUCUCACUAGAUGGUGUUGGACUACAACUCCCAUCUGCCCCAGCCACUAGUCAGGGAUGAUGGGAAUUGUAGUUCAACAUCUAGAGGGAACUACACUGGCUGCCGCUGCCUUAAUGAUAUGGUUUACAUAGCUUUAUGGUAAAUGGUGUGCCACUUCAGGCUCCCUGAGAAAUGUGUGCCUAAUUAAAAUUGUAAUAGCCUAAUAAUAUCUAUCAAAGAGCAAAGAAGCUGGCGUUUGCCGAGCAGAUUAUUAAUAUUGUUUUACCGUCUGUGAUUAAUUUAGAAUCCUCUGUGGCAUAAUUAUUAGGCUCUGUAAAACAAAAUGAUAUACAUGUUCUGUUGUUUUCCCUAAUGAUAUAGUAAGCAAAGAUUUAGUUAGAAGAUGUAGGGAAAGUACACAGAACAGAGCAUUGCCUAUUUUAAUCAAAGUAACAAUAUAAGGGUUUUUAAUACAAAGAAACCGAGGUGGUAGGGAGGGAAUAUGGCACUAAAUUAUCUACCGUACAAUCUCUCCAUUAAUUUAAUUAACUUUGUAUGUCUGUAGAGUUCUAAACACUUGGUUGAAGCUCACAUAAUCAUAAUAUAAGUGAAGCAGCUGUGAAAAAUGUCACUCCCCACAUAUGUAAUCCUCUAUUCACUUCCUCAGAAGUAAACUCCAUUUAACACAAUGACGAUUUUCCUCUGAGUAGGAUUGCACUGUAAGUAAACCAACUGGGUUACUCAGAUCCUUCUUUUAUAAUGAUUAACUUUCUUAUGCAAAAACCUUUUGAAACAAGUUUGUAUCAUCAUCAUCAUCAUCAUCAUCAUCAGUAUUAUUAUCAUUAUUUUAAAAACAACACCGUAGCAAACUCUCUAACAUUUUUGAUGAAAAUAGGGACAUCCUAUUCUAUUAUUAUUAUUAUUAUUAUUAUUAUACCCCGCCCAUCUGUCUGGGUUGCCCCAGCCCCUCUGAGUGGCUUCCAACAUAUAUAAAAAUAUUGAACAUUUAAAAAAAUCUCCCUAUAAAGGGCUGAUUUCAGAUGUCUUUUAAAGGUUGUAUAGUUCCUCAUCUCCUUUGCUUCGUGGGUGACACAACUCCAUACCUUCCAACAUUUAUCCGAUGUAAAAAGGGACACCCUAAGGGAAAGCGGGACAUUCCAGGAUCAAAUCAGAAACUGGGAUGGCUUUUGUAAAUCCAGGACUGUCCCUGGAAAAUAGGGACACUUGGAGGGUCUGCUGUAGGUGAAGCAGACACAGCUUACGCAAUUAAGGGAUCAUAAAAAUUUAAAGUUAAUCUGAUGAAUUUUUCAUUAGACUCAGAUGAAAAGGGCCAUGUUGAAGAAAAGAGCUUCGCUUGGAGUCUCUCCUAGAAGAUGCCGACCUGCAGUACUUAACGAACACAAGCAGGUUCUUAUUUAUUGAUUCCCAGUUGUGUCGAUAGAGACUGCCACAGCAAAGAGUUUGGGGGACAGGGACCAUAGGCUGUCCACCGGGAGAAAAACUGUGUGCAUAUUCAUAAAGCUGUUGGGAUUUCCUUUCUUAGUGCAGAACAGUACCCUGGGAGUAGCUGCUAAUAAGUUGUAUAUUUCUAGUAAAGCAUUGGAAGGGUUCUGCUCUCUAUAAAUACGAAGUGCUUCAGAUAUAUUAUCCCAGUAGUCAUUGAAUCAAUGCUGCAGAUAUUAUCCCUACAUUACAGAUGUAGGCUACGGUUGUGGCUUGCCUCAGGUUCUCCAGUGGUUCAUAGAGCUACAAUCCCACAAACUCUUAAACUGGGGCAGAAGUACCGUUGAAAAACAAAGGGACUUGACUUCUCCGUAAACAUGGGAUUGUACUGCGAAUAACGAGAGAUUUGGACUUUGAAACUCUCAAGUCAUACUCUUAGCUACUAUUACACUUUACGUUUUUUUCAAAACCCGUUUGAAUAUGUGCCCUGUGCAAUCCUGUACUCUUGGAGUAAGAGAGAAUAGUGAUGGGGUGAGGAGAGAGAACAUUUUGCACAUCCAGUCAAUAUUAUGCACUUUAAUUAAUUGUACUUCUCACCAGCCAUUCAAUGAAUAGUCCCAAACAGGUUACCAAAAAUGUCCCAAUUAAAACAAGUGCAAUUUACAUUGGAACCAGAAACUGAAACCACCAAACAACGGACGGCAAUGAAACAAAACAGUAGCACCGAGGAGCAGUAUAGAGCAAUGAGGAAGAAGAAAGACAUUCUUUGCUACAGCUCAGUCAGUAGAGCAUAAAAUCGUAGAAUCAUAACAUGACACCCUUAAUCUCAGAGUCAUGGGUUUUGAGCCCCACAUUGGACAAAAGUUUCCUGUAUUGCAGAGGGUUGUUCUAGAUGGCUCUUGUAGUCCCUUCCAACUCUGCAAUUCUAUGAUUUUAUGACCGUGGUUACAUCUUUCUUUACUGAAAUCAGUGGCCUUGAAAAUGUCUUGCUGUGGAUGGCUCAUGCCCAUGUUAAAUAUAUUGAAGUCACAAUUUCACAACGUGUACUGAAUGGUUGCCAUAUUAAAUGUGCAAUCUGGCUUGCAUUCCCCUCCCCUGACAAUUUCUGAAGAGGAGAUAGAUAGAUAGAUAGAUAGAUAGAUAGAUAGAUAGAGGUAUAAUUCUUAUUUAAAUCAAUCAUUUGAAGAUCAUUUGAGCAGCUGCAGUCUAUAGUGGGUCUUUGAUAUGUGUUGGACGUAGUGGUUAUUACCAAUCCUUUACGCCCCUCCCCCCAUUCUUCUUCCCUUCUUCGCCCCUUCUUGCAAAAAGGAGCUUGCCAGACACUGUAGAGCGUUGCUGACAUUUCACUUUGCAUGCAAUGAGGGCAAGGGGAAUUAAGAAAUCAUCAAGAGGUGGAAGGGGGAGAAAGUGCACAGCUAGUUGUGCCGGCUUUGGCCUGCUGAAGAUUUCUUUUGCUUGCCUUCUACAUUAUGCUCCUGACUUCUCCCAAACUGCCUGGUGGCGGCGACAAUAGUGAGGAAUGGUUAUUCCACCCCCCACCCCCCAUGUGUGUACUAGAUGCCUCUAAAGACUCUUAUUUAUUCCCUCCCAUGUCACCUUGUGUACAGUCUGGCCUGUGACACUUAUGGUGAUUAUGUCAUUAUUUUGCUCUGGGGGCUUUGGCACAUCUGCAGAGCUGAUGCACAUCUUCUUUGUUACACUGGCAAACGUCCCAUAUUGCAAAUGCUUCAUUAGCCUUCCUGCCUGCCUGCCUUGCCAGACAAGAAUGCCCAAACCCAGGCUUCUUUUCGCUGUGUUCUUUUGUGUACUGUGAUGAGCCUUUAUUCAUCUUCCCAGUUCUUCUCUGUUUUUCCUGAACUCCAGAUGUCCUGAGCUCAAGUCUCCCUUAAAAGGAUUGUAAGGCAAAGUGGAAGAGGCGGAGCGGAUUGUUAACCUCUUCUGACUCAGCCGGAGCUCUCUGCGUCUCCCCACCUUCUAUUUUCUUCUUCUUCUGUGUUUUUGGGGUGUGUGCUUUUUUAAGAAAGGAGUGCACUUCAGUGUGCCUUUAUUCACUGCAUUUUGCAGCCACCUCUUCCUUGAAAAAAAUUAAUCUAAAUUUUCAUUUUAAAAACAGGCAAGUUUCUAGUUCUCAUGAAUGUGGUGGGGAGGUAGGGACUCAGUAUGGACUCUUUCUACUAAGUCAGGGCAUAGCUUUCUUGCGAGGAAUCCUAUUCGGAAUAAGUGAAUUUCCCUUAAAGAAAGGGAAACAUUGACAGCUAUGAGUCAGGAGUCCGCAAACUUUUUCAGCAGAGGGCUGGUCCACUGUCCCUCAGACCUUGUGGGGGGCUGGGCUAUAUUUUUUGGGGGAAAGAAUGAAUUCCUAUGCCCCACAAAUAACCCAGAGAUGUAUUUUAAAUAAAAGGACACAUUCUACUCAUGUAAAAACACACUGAUUCCUCGACCAUCCACGGGCCAGAUUUAGAAGGCAAUGGGCCGGAUCCGGCCUCUAGGCCUUAGUAUGCCUACCCAUGGACUAAGUGCUUUGAAGCUGAAUAGUGUCUGAUUAGUGUUUAUUACAGGGCAAUGGGGGAGGGCUUUAAUCAUGGCAGGUUGCAAUAUUGCCAUAUAUCUGGAGCUGUAGAAAUGAGAUAUGAAGAGGCAGGUGUCAACGAUACGUGUGAACACAGAAAGCGUGGGUCAAAUUGCACUUCUUGUGUUCACACACACACACAAUUACUGAGGCUUGUAGACUGCCCAGUAAAAUCUAGUUCCUUCUCUCACUGCUCCUGCCCGUCUAGUGCAGUCUGAACCACCCUGCUACCACUUAGGGCUUGAAUGAUAGAGUAGACCCAUCCGUUAAUAUUACAUCCAUGAACAGCAUCUUCCCAGUUUUUGUUCCUCUGGCUCUGCACUUCCUGCUCACAAGGAUCUUUACCUUUUUGCCCCUCAGCUUCUUAGCUCCAAGCAGGGAAAGAAAUGGAAGGAAACACCCACAUUUGGGGGGGAGGGGGGGUUGUAUGAAAAUAAACAUGGAAGUAAAUAUAUGCAUGUUUUAAUCACUAAUUACAAUUGGCGAUUUUUAAAUUACAGAAUGUAUGGUUUUUUGGCCACAAAAUUCUAUCUGCUCUCCUCUUUAUUUUGGUGCUUAGAUAAUCACUUCGCUGGUUUUAUUUUUAAGUACUGGCUUUAGAAGGCAUAUUUUUCAGUAUUUGUUUAUUUUUAUUAUAUAUAAUGCACCACACACACACAGACACACACACACAGACACACACACACACACAAUGUUUUCAUAUUUUGCUGAUAAUGUUUUAUAAAGUGCUGCUUAUUGUGAGCAGCAAUUUUUUUAAAAAAAAUGCUAUUCAUGCAGUUGCUGAUCUGUAAAACUGCAAUGUGCUUCUACUUCAUUUAAGAUUCUAGAUAUUUACAGUGUUCCACAGUGUAUGAAAAUUCAAUUCUCAUCCUAUUUGUAUGAACAGGCUGGGGAACAUGCUCAACUAUUUACUUCUUGAGUGCUAGCAUUCUCUACCCUGAUUUAUACCCAUUAGAGUGGUUGAGGCACCACCAUGCUUGUAGCACACCCACCCCUUGAGUUCUUGCACAUUUGAGCCACAAAACUAUUCUGGUGGCUGACUGAUUUGCAAUGAAGCUGUGAUCCUGUCACUGCUAACCACACUUGUUGAUUCAUAUAAACCAAAUACACAGUUAACAUUAAAAUGCAAUGUUUUCCCCAAGUUGUUUGUUGUACUACAGCUGUAAACUGAUUAAAAAAAUUGUAGUGAGCUAAUGAAACCCAUUUUAAUGAAUUAAAUUUGCAUGUGAUGCAGCAAUAGUCUUCAAGAAAAGCAGCACCAUUACUUGGGGUUUUUUAAAGAUGGCAUUUUAGAAGAGGCAUUCUCUCCUGUUUGAGAGUGAAAGGGGAAUUUCUCUUCCCAAAUGGUGCCUGGUGCCUGCAGUAUGCAGAAGCCCUUGUUUUAAUUAAUUAUUUUUAAUAUAUGUGUCACCUGGUUAAUCGGGAACACCUUUUUAGUUGAUUAAAAAAAUGAUUUUAAACAAUUAUUCUAAUGAAUUAAUCUAUUGUGAUCGUGUAGCCUAAAUGUCUUCAGUUUGGCCUUUGAAGAGCCAGUAUGUAUUUGAACAGGGGUUUUUUGACAUUUAAAAAUGUUAUCUGCAUUUUAAAGUUUUGAGAAUUUUUCUGAAUAAACUGCAACCCAGCUAAGAUUAUUUGCAUUUGCAUUUAAACGCUUUAAUCCCUUACGCAGCAGGGUCCUAGUGUAGCUAAUUUCUGCGAUCAAAACAGCAGAGUAAAUGAUUCAGGUUACAGUCUAAUUUUGCUGCUACUGUGUGGUUUCAGUGGCAAUUAUUCCUCCCAAGCGUUGGGUUCACAAGGCCUGGAAGUGUUGAGCUUCUCAGUGCUCCUAUAAAUGGGAUUAAAUCAUUGUAGACUGAAGUAGUUUGUUCUAAAUAAAUAGGUUAUGGACUGAGCUGGUAGAAGAGUAAACAUUCAACUUAAUCCUUGCCCCCCCCCCUUCUUUCGCUGGUGUUUUUACGAACUGAUUCAAACAGGAAAUCUAUGAAAACUCAAUAUUAGUAUAAUGCUGAUAAGAUCUGGCAUAUGGUAUUUUAAAUUGCGAGAUCUGUUGGGAUUAGAAAAUAAGAGUUCUAUAAAAGAUACUUCUUAGCGUGGGUUAUCAUGCCAGACAAAACUUGAAAGAGAAGUUCAGUCCAGUGGAUGAUUUGGGACUUUGCUCUGGAGUUAAAAACUACUGGCUACAGAUGGUCUUGUGCAAAUUAUUCUUCCCUUCUUAUGUAAUGAAUAAAAUAAAAUAAGCCUGGGUGCUUUUUACAGCCAUUGCAAACAACUCAGUGAGUAGAAUAUCAAGAUGUAACACGUCUGGAAACAUAUCAGAACAUGUAUUUCUGAAUGAUUGAUUCUAAUUCAAAAUAGCUACCAGAACCCCAAAGCACCUUCUACAUUGCAGUGUGAAGAGACAUCUUUGUGCAGAAGAGCUCCUAAUCUAGUCUAAAGUAGUACAACCUAGAAACAUUAGUGAGAAUUAGGUAUUAAAUUAGGCUCAGAGUUUCAGGGAAAGCCUACAAAGUGUUCAAGUCCUUUCUUCUAGUACUCUUGCAUCUGGUUGGUUGGUAAUGGCUUGGUUCACACAUAAAGCUAAACCAUGAUUCAUUAAACUAUGGUUUAGAGUUAUGUGUGAAACCUCCCAACUUAACUAUAGAUAACAAUAGCUUGUUAACCACAGUAAAGGUCUAUAGUUUGGGUAUAAAACUUAGUUAACAUUAACCAUAGAUUACCAUUACAUGUGUACCCUGUCCUCCUCUUUAAUUAAAGUUAAGAAUCUGUUAUUGUUCAAAAGCCUCAGACCCCUGAGUCUUCCCUGGUUUUCCCUGACUUGUAUCUCUUUGAAUGAGGGAAGGGUGUGUGUAACAAACCAAGUGAUUGUCUUCUAGACAUCCCAGCCUAAUUAUGAUUUAUUAACUAUGGUUAACGUUAUCACUACAGUAAACCAUGGCUUAGUAUUAUGUGCAAACCAGGUCUGGUGUGGUUUGUGUGCAAUAACCAUUAAACCGGAGCAGAACAGAAGACUGAGGAAAAUAUCAUUGAAUGCCAGUCAAAGUACCGUACACUAAUUGAAAUGACUGAGUAUGACUUAGGGCAGAACCACAUCAUACAUUUCAACUGUGUUGACUUUGGGUCACUAUGGGUGCUGAGAAUUUUAGCUCUAUUAGGGGAAACUAGAGUUUCCAGGAUCUAGUUGGGGGAACUCAUGUGCUUUCAACGUAUGGUGUGGAUCUUCCUGAAGUUAACCCAAAAUAUCGACAAUUCAAGCAAUAUCUGUUUGCACCUGGGACGCUAGUCCUGCUGCCACCACAACACAACUUCUUUCAUAUUUUUAAGAAGGACAUUGAGCAACUGGAGCAUGUCCAGAGGAAGGCAAACAGAAUUCUGUAAGGUCUGGAAACCUUUGAAAGAGGGAGUGCAUUUAGCAUGGAGAAAAUAAGCCUGGAGAGAGUGGGUGGAGAUGACUGUUAUCUUCAAAUCUCUCAAGGGUUGCCAUGCAGAAAAAGAGCAGACUUGCUCUAUGUUGCUCUUGAGAGGCAGGAUGAGACCUAAUGACUAUAAAUUGCAAGGAAGCAGCUUUUGACUAAAUAUUAGGAGAAACUAUCUAGCAAUAGGAACUGCUUGAUAGUGGAAGACUACAGGAGGUGAUGGGCUCUUUUUAAGAAGAGACUGGACAGCUUUUCCAGGCAUGGGAUAGUUGUACCUUGCAAUCAGUGGCUGCUAACCACUAUAUUCUACCUCCACGGUUGGAGUUGGCAUGCUUCUGAAAACCAGUUGCUAUAAACCAAAGAAAGAGAGGUCAGGUCCUGCUUGCGGACUUCCCACAGGCAUCUGGUUGGCCACUGUGAGGAAAAGGACGCUGGACUAGGCGGGCCACUGACCUGAUCCAGCAAUUAUUUUGCCAAUCUUCCAUUGAGCAAUGGGUUGGAUUUCAAUCAUCUACAAUGUUCCUUCCAACUUUCUGAUUCAAUAACAAUGACCCAAUCGCAGUUUAGCUUUUAAGCUGGGGAGUUUCAGUCUAGGAGGUAUUCCGCAGAAGAUUAGUGAAAGAGCAAGGGUCAAUUGUCAAGGGAUUUUCUGUUUCCCCAGGCCAUAUUGUAAAGCAGAAAUGUGGAACAAAAACCAGUGGAACAAGGGUUACCACUGUGGAAAUACAUCUACGGUGCUUUGGAUUUACUUGCUAACUGUAAUGUACCGUGUUGCCAUAUGGGGCACGUAAAGAAUCCUUCUGCAGAGAAAAAGCUUUAUUAAAGUUCAUAAACAUAAUCUACUGUAAUGCACCAUAUCCACUUUCACUGUGGGCUUAUCUUUUCUGAUCGUAUCGGGCACUUUCAGAACCUGCCUUUCUCUGUGGGCCAAGUUGCAUUUCUGUUGUGAGAGAAGAGACAGACCCCACAAAAGCAGAAUGAUCAAGGAACAUACCCGAGUCACACCAUAAUGAUAAAAGUAAUAAUGAUUUUAUUAUUUAUACCCAGUCCAUCUGGCUGGGUUGCUCCAGCCACUCUGGGCAGCUUCCAACACAAGCAAAAAACAUAAUAUAACAUCCAAUAUAAAAAACUUCCCAAUACAGGGCUGCCUUCAGAUGUCUUCUAAAAGUGUAGUUCUUUAUCUCCUUGACAUCUGAUGGGAGGGUGUUCCACAGGGAGGGUGCCACUGCCGAGAAGGUCCUCUGCCUGGUUCCCUGAAACUGUACUUCUCACAGUGGUUCAGUAUUGUCUCCACUGACUGGCAUCAUCUCAAGGAUGGAAAAGCUUUGUCUAGGAUCCUCUCCCUGCUGCACCUCUCUUCUGAUUUGACUCUGGGCCGGCAUUGGUUACCUGCGGGGCCAAGCUGCACAUCCUUGUGCAUCCAGAAAGCACCUCCACCCAUCACACAGUGUGAAGAGGGACCCACACUCACCAGCCAGGGACACAUUCUUUUCAUACUUAUUGUAAUGCCAAGAAUUGCUGGCCAUUGACCAGCACCGAUAUUAGAACAGUCAACCAGAACUGGCUACAGCUGCUGCUGUAAAUGGUGAAUAGAAAAAUUCCAGAGAGGCAGGUAUGGGAGAUAAGAACUGUUGGGUUAGCACAGGGAACAGGGUAGCUAAUCCUUUUGAGGGGGGGGGAAACCCAACCUCAAUAGUUGUUAGGAAAUCACUAACAGUUACUACAGUUUUCAUCCAGCUGCUGCUGUAAAUUUUCAGCACCUUAUUCCUCUUCCCUGUCCCCACCCAUGAUGAAUAUUGUCUCAGGAAUGCUGAGCGGGUGGCCGAUAUUCUCAUCCCCAUAUUGCAAAUGGCUGAUAAAUAAUGGCUUGCCUAAGGCCACCCAGUGAGUUACUAGCUCAGCUGAGUUGUUAACUAGAGACUUCCCGCUCAUAAGGUAUGCUCUUAAUGGCAAUGUUACACUAUAUAUAUAUAUAUAUAUGCUUUUCUUUCCUUCUUUUUCCUUUUGCUAAACUCAUGAUGGUCUUCCAUUGCUGUUUCUCCCUGUCAUUUUAUUCACCCACUUCAAGAUCCUAGUCUUUACAUGUCAAUACCCUUCAUCCUUGCUCUGUUAUGCCUUGGGACACAUCCUCCCCCAGGCUUGCAGUCUAAUUCCCUCUCUUUUCCACAUAAGAAUAGCCAGCUGGAUCUGGCUGGUAGCCUAUCUAGUCCAGCGUCUUGUUCUACAGUGACCAGCCAGAUGCUUAUGGGAAGCUGGCAAGUAGAACCUGAGUGCAAGAGCCCCUCUCCCCACUUGCUAUCCCCAGCAAGUGGUAUUUAAAGGCUUUCUGCCUCCAACAGUGAAGGCAGAACACAACUGUCAAGAGUUAGUAGCUAUGGAUAGCCUUCUCCUACAUGAAGUUGGUGGCCAUAUCUUCCCAGAAGCCAUUUCUUCUGUAAAACUUUCCUGUACCACUAUAGGUUCAUGUUCAGUUCUAGGGAUAAGGAAGCUCAGGCCUGGGAGAAGGGAUGCUCUUUAGGCCACACCCCCUCUCCCUAAGCCACACCCCUCACCAGCCCAAAUUGAGCAAUUUUGCUAAGAUGGAGUGUGUCCUUGAUAAAAUUGCUUGCCUGGAUUGGAGGAUAAAGAGGGCUGUGUGUAGAAACAAGUGUGCUGUACAAAGGCGAAAUUCACAUUUAUUGUGCUGCCCACUUUCGCCUCUUGGCCCAACCACCACUAUUGACAUGUGGCUCCUAGAACGUUGCUCAGAAAGGAAUGUGCCCCUUAGGUGAAAAUGGCUCCUCAUCCCUGUUACCCUUUUCCAUUUUUAUUUCUUUUAAAUUAAUCUUCUUGUCCUGCUUACCUUGUCUUUACCAUCCUGUUUAGACUUUAAGGUUUCAAGAUAAGAAUGGAUUUCUCUUCCCAGGGCAACAUUUGGCACAUUGUUAAUACUUUAGUAGUGGUAGUAGUAGUCUCUCUCUCUCCCUCCCUCCCUCUCUUUUAAAAAGGGACAAAGCUGGCCCCAGGCCAGUCUGAUGUCCUCUGCAUCUCAUAAACACAAUUGCAUCGUGAGUAGGUGGCAAAAAAUUUCCCUGGCCUUUGCAAAACAGUUGUGGUAACCUAAUGAAUAAUUUGUUCCAGGUGGAACCCUCUUUUGUCUGUGGAAAUGCGGGGGGGAGCAUAUACAGUACUGCUGGAAGACCAGCCAGACCUGUAGAACUUUUGCGACAAUCAGUGAAGCAGCGCACAAGAUGUGCGGAAAAAGCUCCGACUCUUAAAGGCUUCUAAAUAGGAUUCCUCGAUCUUAAUGCUACCCAGAUCACACUUCAUACCUUUUAAAAAGCUUUAUAUGUCGAUACUUUUUGAAAAGCUUACAGGCAACAAAAAACCACUCACUACAGCAAAUUCUUUCCCUCUUUCACCGUGGAUUUGGGGUUUUUCUUUUUUUCCUUACUUUCCUCUCCUACCUGUACCAGCUGGGAUUCAUUUUUUGCUCGCUACAGGUGAUAAAGGGGAGUUGAUGUCAGAACUAAUGGAGGUGAAGGCGGGAGCUAACAAGCAACAAACUAUUGUAUGUUCUGGCUACUUUCUGACAUUUAUUCCCUCUGCAGGGGGAAGCCGUAAUGCUUCUGAAUACCAGUGGCUGGAAAUCACAGGAAGGGAGCGCGCUCAUGUGUUUGGGUGCUGCUUGAGGGCAUCUGGUUGGGGUGCUAGACUGUAGGAACAGGGUGCUAGACUAGAUGGGCCAUUAGCAAUUCUUAUGUUCUUAGAUGAUUUGUAAAAUGAAAGAAAAGGCACUUGCACAAACCCCCGGCCUCAUCAAAAGUAAGGCAAGCACAACGAAAACCCUACACACCACCUUUGAGGGUUUCACCCAUAAUUCCCUGAUUUAUUUACUUGGUAAAUGUAUGGACUGUUCGAUAAACAAAAAAAAGAAAAUCUCUCAAAGCAGUGCACACGUAAAAUUAUAGAUAGCUAAUCUUUGAUGCUUUUUGACUGCAGCUUCUUUUCUCAUUAAUUUAGAAAAUGGAGAAUUGUCAGGGUGUGUGGGGGUGUGGAAAUGGAGUACAGCCCUGCUUAUUUCACACACAUCCCUCCCCUCAUACGAUGAUGGGAAGGGGCUUGGUGUAUGUUGACUACCUCAAGGCCUUCAAACUACAUGAAAAAGUUUUGCUCUAAUGUUUCAUUUGGAUUUAAAAAGAAGCCCCCAAGGCAGCAAGCUUUAUCACAGGAACAGAAGAGGAGUGGAGAAUACCCUGCAGUAAGGAAAUCAGCUUGGGGGCAGCUUUGACUGGGAGGAUCACCAGAAGGGAAAGGUGUCAACAAGCCGCUUCCAUUUAUAGUCUUUUGAGGCCGCUUUUCAUUUUUAAAUUAGAGAAAGGAUACAUUCCGUUAUAUACCAUAUCUUCCUGGGCUCUCUGAAUGUUCAUACUGGAUUGUGGAGCAGAACAUUCUCAUCAGAGCCUCCUCCUGCUUUAUUUUUAAUCUGUAAUGUUUCUAAUAGCCCUCCUUUACCCCCAUCCCUUUUUAUCCAAAUUGUGGGGAUCCAUAUUCCCUUGGAGCUGCUUUACCUUGGAACGCCACCUUCCCUUUCUGCUUGGUCUCACACUUUUUUCCCUGCUGCAGAAGUUCCAAGUCAGCUGCCCCUAAUGCACCCUUAUCUGCGUUAAGAGAAACCCCUAUUGCAGCAUCCAAGGAGAAGACUGCCAGCCUGCCCUCCCCGCUACCUGUUUACCUCCUGUUGACAUGACCUUGUGCGGUUCAGCUCUGCAACGUGAGCAGCUUUCACCAACCAGAGACCUCUGAUCUCCAAUCCACGAGAGAUCUGAGCUUUUCUGUUUGGCAGGACAGCAUGUUGCCCACCAGGUGAACAUGAAUAAAGAUGGACCCGUAAACUCUCGGCUGUUAAAAACAAAACGAAAAAGAGGUCUCCUGUUAAAGCGAUAAAAUCUCAAACCUUGAGCUCUUGAAAUUGGUUUGUUGAGAAUUGUGAUUUGAGAGCAAGUGUGAGAAGCUUCCCAGGCUAACAAUUCUACUUUUAUAUAAAACUGCUAAGCAAACGAAUCAUGGCCAGUCUUAUCAUAUUUAAAGUAUGUUUGUCCAGCUUUGUAGUAGGAACAAGCAGACUGUUUGAAGGCCACAUAGCUUUCAAACCUUGGUUGCGACACGUUAGCCCCAUUUUGAAACCAUCUUUAUCUGGCCGAGAAAACUAAAAUCUGUUUGACCAACUAGCUCUCGGGCCAGUUUAUCUUGUAAUAUGCCUUUCGCUCACAGAGCUUAUUGAUUUCCUUAAAUUAAUGUUUACAGAAUGCUGCUGAAUUUUACUCAAUGGGACAUUGUUCUUUUGAAGCUUUGUAAAAUAUGAGACAGAGUGUUAUUGCUCUUAGUUCUUGUGCUAAGACUGAUGAAACAUUCAGGGUUUGUUUUUUCAAAGAAAGGCUAGCCUUGAACUAUAGCUGUUUCCUACAAGUGUGUUUACCCUGGGUACAUUUGUAAUGCAACACAGCAUUAGGCUACAAUUGUAGAGUUUGCUUAGUUUUGCUGUUUCUAGAGAUUUUCUAACACAGCUCUAAAAGCGCUAAAACAAAUCAUGGUUUGUCAACAUGAGCCUUGAGCUUGCACACUUUCUUUGGCAGGUGAGAGUAUGAAAUUUUAAGCUUCUCAGUGAAAUCUGGUGUUAGUCAAAAUCAAUGGACUUAAAUUCAUUUGUUUGUUACUCUGAAUAUGAAUGGAUAUCACUCUCUAAUCCUGAUCUGUUGUAAACCACAGUUCCCAGUUUCAUCCCAACUCAGGAAAGUGUGGUUUCCACAAACCAUAAGAGCUUAAGACAGUUUCUGUGUGAUAAACUGAAAGGCCCAUUUAGUCCAGCAUUCUGUUUCUAACAGUGGGUAACCAACUAGCCUCGAGAAGCCCACAAGUUGAGAAGUCCACAAGUUGGAUAACAAACCAGGAACCUUGUUCUGGUGAGGCAGGAUCUUGCAGUUUACAACAACCAGGGACAGAAACUUUAAGUCUCCCCUUAUAUGUGAACGGGAGACAGGCGUUAAUGUUUGAGGCUUGUGCACAAAACAACAAACCAUAUAACGUUUCUGUUUCCUCUUGCAUAAUCUGUUGAUCUCAUGAUGAAACUCUGUGGUCUUCAGGUGUAGGCACCAAAGGUUGUGAUAGCAAGACCUAUUCAAUCAGUUGGACUUAUAGGUGAACAGUUUAUAUUAUCAGCACAAUGGACAAAUCCUUUUCUAGACUGUGAUAGUGAACGGUUGAAUUUCCAUGAAAGAAAUCUUUUUACGUGCCACGAACAGUGCUAAACUGAACCCUUCUCCCUGAUAUGUUUUGGAUUUUAAGGGAUUUUGUUUUGGUUUUUUCAAAUACAGAGGAAUAUUUACAUUCUGCCAAUGUCACGUUUGUGGUUUGAAAUUAUUUUGCCCAGCUGCAAGGAGGAGCCUAUGACUCUCCUGAUGUUGUUGAACUCCACCUCCCAUCAGCUCCAGUCAGGGAUGAUGGGAGUUGUAAUCCAGCAACGUCCAGAAGGCCAUGGGUUCCCCAUACCUGCUAUACAAGGAAGGCACUUGAACUUGAUGUUGCUAAUGAAAUCAACUGGUCCUUUGAUGCAGGCCUUGCGAACAUCCCUGGAUGCUCCACCUCAAAAAAAGAUAGUUUAUUUCUGGUUAAAAGUAUACAAAGAUAAAACUGAAAUGAUCACGGCCAGUUAUUUAGGGAGCCUGAUUUAAAAUGUUGAUUGGUUUAGGGGGUUGCUAAACAGAGCAAUUGAUUCAUAUGAGAAGAAAACGAGAUGUAGGCUAAGUAUUAGGAAGAGCAUGUCUUUCACGGUCUCGCUGAAACCAACAGGGCUUACAAGUUCUUAGCAGUUCAGCUUGGUUUAGCAGAGGAACAAAUUGUCUAGAAAGGGGGUAGAAUUUCCUUUCCACAAGGUUGUCACAAUAAGGCUUGACAUGCAUCUGUGCAGGCUUCUUUUUAAGUAAAGUAUGUUCUGCCUCAGGGCAGAGGGUUAGACAAGGUAAUCCACUGAUUCCUUUCCAACUCUGUGAUAAUAUGGGGGAAACAGAGAAAUUCUUUAAAAGAUUUCUCAGACGGCCAUCAGUCAUGAGGGCUGCAUUCAUUCAGGAGCAACCUGCCUAGGACCAUAUGCUGGGAGCCAGAGGGAGUCAAAGUCAGUGGGUGUAGGGAGAGCUGAAACUGAAUGGGCCACCCUUUGUCUCUCUUUCUCUCUCUCUGCCACCCCAUUCUCCAUUUUCCCAUACUUGCCACCUGCACAAUAUUAGACUGAAAGCUGCAUCCUUGGGCUGCAGGUUGCCUGCCUCCAUUCUAUAUGCUGCUGAGGCAGAGAACUGGGUUUUAUUUUAAGAGUCAAUUUUACAUUUGACACUUAAGUUUUGAACAUCUGCUCAGUUUGGAACAACUGAGCUAAAGGAGUUUGGGGUGAGGGAGUAACUAAACUAUUUUUAGUUUGCAUCCCGCUCUGUCUCCAAGGAUCUCAGGAAGCUCUUGUGGGGUUUCUCCUACUGUAUCUUCACAACAGCUUUGUGAGGCAGACUUGGCUAAGAAAUGGCCACUUGGUCAUGCAGCCUCAUGUGUAGGGAUUUGAACCUAGGUCUCCUUAGACCAAAUCCACUACAGUGGUACCUCGGGUUAAGUACUUAAUUCGUUCUGGAGGUCCAUUCUUAACCUGAAACUGUUCUUAACCUGAAGUAUCACUUUAGCUAAUGGGGCCUCCUGCUGUUGCCGCGCUGCCGGAGCACAAUUUCUGUUCUCAACCUGAAGCAAAGUUCUCAACCUGAAGCCCUAUUUCUGGGUUAGCAGAGUCUGUAACCUGAAGUGUAUGUAACCUGAAGCGUAUGUAACCUGAGGCACGACUGUACAGCAUGCUGGAUCUCUGAAAUAAUUGAAAUACAUUCUGUGGGCUACUACUGGAUCAUUUAGCUGGAAAUGCCAGGCAUGGAACCUGGGACCUUCUGCUAUUGGCUAUAGCCCUUCAACUGAGGCUCUUCCUCUAUUCUUUCCAUCUUUGCCAGUGACAAAUCUUGUACAGCAAGUGGGAUGCUUUGAGCCGAUAAUGAAAUUAUCUUCUCUGCACUUUGGAAAAAUGGAAGCAUUAGGUCUGUGCAAAUAAGAAGAUGUGCAGCAAGGAAGAAAGCACUUCUUCACACAUGUGGACUUAUUCCAACAGGAAGUCUUGAUGGCCACCAACAUGGAUGGCUUUCAAAAAAAGAUUAGACAAAUUCAUGGAGGAUAAGGCUACCAGUGGCUAUAAGCCAUGAGAGCUAUGUUCUACCUCCAUAGUCAGAAGCAGAAACACUUCUGAAUACCACCUGAUGGAGAUGGCAGGAGGAAAGUGUGCUCUUGUGCUCAGGUUUUACUUAAGGGUUUCCCCCGGGCUUCCGGUUGGCCACUGUGAGAACAGGAUACUGGACUAGAUGGGCCAUUGGCCUGAUCCGCAGGCUCCUCUUAAGAAACAAUGUUAGGUCAUGAGAAAGGAUAGAACAAUGAGUGCAACGAGUGCAACUCCUGAAAAGUAAAUGAAUAUUUCUAAAGGGGGAACUAUAUGUGAAUUGUCCAAAUUGGGGGUGCAGCAAGAAUGAAAAUGGCUGCAGCUCAGGCCUAUGAGAUGGGUUCUAGGAGCCCACUUCUCCACCGUGCAAUGGAGUUUUGCACAAGGUGGCAUGUUCAUCUCAUCUUGCUGCUUGAAAGGGACCACCAUGCAUCAUUCUUCCGGCAAACUUUUUUUUAAAAAAAAUCUUGCUGGAUGUGUGGUAGCCGCAGAAUGCAUCCCAUAAUGAUGGCUCCCUUAAGAUUUCAGUCCUUCUGAGGGGAUUCCUCUGGAACGUGAUUGCAAAUAACUGCUUGCAUUUAGUUUUUGAAGUGUCGAUAAAUGGGAAUUCCUUUUACGUAGGGCUAUGUGGUCGCACUGUUUCUUUAAAGCAACGCGGUUCAGCGGGGCAAUGAAGAGAUUAUCUGAUAACUGAAGUUCAGGGAUUUCAAUUCAGUUAUUUCUGCUGUGCAGAUUUUGUAGUGCCUAAGCGCCCAUGCAUUCAGGAGAGACCAUUCACAGCCCCCAUCCCUUCAGAUAGGAAUCCAUUACCACUUCAGCGGUAAGAAGGAGGGGGGCACAAGACAAGCCACUUUGAAGCUGAACCUCAGACCAAUUAAACUGGCAAACUUGAUUUUAAGCUCACCUAAUCCCAUGCAUGGCCUAAAUCAUCUUAAAUCGGAAGACUUUGAUUUAGCGGGUUUGUGAAUCAGGCUGUUAGGCUUCCAGUUGCAUGUAAGUGAGGGCAAUGCUCCCCGGGAUAUUUAUGAGCAGAGAAAAAUCUCCCCCUUUUCUUGACAAUACGCUUGGAAGGAGAAAAAGGGUCCCUCCUCCUGCCUCUUUACCUAACACUCGGGGUUGCUUAAGCUUCCAAGUUUAUCUGUUUUAAGUCCACUCUGUCUGUAGUGCAAGUCCCCAGCUUGUGUCACGGCUGUCGGGAGAUAGAUCUCUCUCCUUGAUCAAUAUUUGCUCAACAAACAGCAGGGAUAGGAGAGUUUGUUUAGAAGAAUCAUGUGCACACAAGGGUGAAUGAAUGCUCGGUAAAAAGUACUUCAGCUGUUUGCCUCUUUUCCUGUGCCUCCCCCCCCCCCCAACGCACAGGCUUCUCUCUUCGUUUCAUACCACCCCAGUGUGACUUCACUAAGGUGGUCGGUACUAAAACAGUUUUAAUAACUCUCACUGGAGAGGAGCCUGAGUAUAAUGGCUUGUGUUGAGAAGAGUAGCCAAGAGACUGAGCUAUAAACAAGGAAGCUCCCAGUUUGAAUCCUGCCUCGGUCAUAAAGGGCAGAUUCACAGCACAUUCAACACACAUUUAAAACACACGGCUUCCCCCCAAUGAAUCCUGGGAACUGUAGUUCCCCCCUCACAAUUACCAGCACCCUCAACAAACCACACUUCCCAGAAUUAUUUGGGGGAAGCCAUGUGCUUUUAAAUGUAUGGUGUGGAGCUGCCCAAAGUCACUAGGCCCUUCUGCAUGCUUCUCUCUUUUUUCAGCCGCAGCCUGAGGGACUUACCUCACAGGGUUGUUGUGUCAAGAUUACAACUAGAUGACGCCUGUGAAGCACUUUUGAUACUUGGAAGUGCUCAGCAGAUAUUCGGUUAUUUUAUUAUUCAUUUGUUUUGAGAACAGCAACACUUACCUCUGUCACCCCUUGAUGUGCAGAUUUUGGGUUUAAUAAUACCGACUUAUCCUACAUGGUUCUUGCUAAGAUUUACUGAGGCAUGGUAGUUUAAAAAUACUUUAUACAUGUUAAAUUAUUAUUCUUAAAAAUUAAGUAUUUAUAUUUGAAGGAAUGCCCGUUUCCCAGUAUUCAAAUUUCACUUUCUGGAAACCAGCAACUCAUGAUGCCUGGCCUGGCUAAAAUAAAAUAAAAUAAAAUAAUGUCUAAUUUGUUAUUAAUUUUGGUGAGGACAACCAUGUGCAUGUAUGUGGAGGCUGUGUAUGAAAUUGUGCUGGUCAUAUCCCUGCAGGGUGUCUUAAAUGACCUUGCAAAUAUAUAGAGAUAUAGUCUGGUUUUUGUCCUUUAGAAAAAGAUUCUCCAAGGACUCCCAUUGAUACCUCACACAAACCUUUCUAAAAAGGUGCUCAGGACCGGGUGUGUUACUGAGGGAAACAGCUUCCCUAGUUGUGGACCUGGCUUAAACCUUUCCAGGCCCAACAUGGCACCUAGACACAUGUGAUUCUAUGCAAACAGAGGUCACUUCCCAGUAAAUGUGUUUAAAAUGAAGGUGCAACUCCCCUAAAUACAGCUGUAUCUAAUUGCACUAUAUUUCUUCUAUUUUUAAAUAAAUUCAUUUGCAUAAACACUCUCUCACACACAUUCCAAAUUAAUACUGUGAAACUCAGCCACUCUAUCAGGAAACCAUUGACCCCCAAAGGGACUUGCUUCUGAAUAAACAUGUAUAGGAUUGGACUGUUAGACUACAAUCCUAUAUCUCUCACCUGGGAAGGAAGCCUGGGUGGGACUUGCAUUUGAGAAGAUUUAUGUAGCCUUAGACUGUGAAAUGUUGCCUAUUUUAGAAAAUAAACAAAUAAACCGCUUAAAUUAAAGAAAGCCAGCCCUCUAAGCAGCAUACAUAAAAACCACAUUAUCUAGAUCUUUUUAAAUCUAAAGAGCUACACUCAAAAGUUAAGGACAGAAAAGAGCAGCUCUUUAUUAUCUACUCCAAAACAAUUGAAGUGGCCACAUGCAAUUAGCUUUAAGGCAUCCAAGUCUAGUUUUGCGUUUGUGCGUGUGUGUGUGCUUUUUUAUUUUGUGAAUCAGAGUUGUAAAAGCCAUCUGAAAUAUUCAUGCAGAAUUGUCUGAGAAGCAGUUUCUGUUUUAUUUACUGCACACUAGAACAGCCACAGUGGAUUAGUUUGACAAUACCCGUAACAAAAGCACAACAGCUGAUGCGUGUGAUGUUAGGAGGUGACAAAACAGUUAAAGUAUGCUGCUGGCUACAGGCAAGCAGUCAGCAGAUGCAGACAAAAGGGUUUGUGACAAGAAUAACUCUCUCUCCAAGGCGAGCAGUCAAGAGUAUCCAAAAUACCAAUACCCUUUUCUCCUUGACAUUGUCUUCUUACAGUCAGCAUUUUAUUGCCCUUUUAUAGUCAAAAAAACAAAAUGCAGUUCCCCAGGAGAUCAGUUUUGACAUGACGACGAUCUUCAUAUCACCCUGACUUUUUCUUUCUUCUGAGUUUAAUGACAAUUAAAUCUAGAGGGCAGCGCUAGUGGUGGUGGUGAGUUUGAAAGUGCCGUGGGAAGGUCUCCUGCACAAGCAGUCCUCAGAAUGCAUAGCCACUGCACAUUUCAGCAGAGGCUGCAUACCACAACUGGUCCAUAAAAGAGUGACAUGUGGGUUUAAAAGAAAAAUUGUGGGGGGGAAGCAUGUUAAUAAUCUUAAGGAGGCAAGCUCCACCGUUUAAGCGAUAAAGCGUGUUAACUUUGUGAAACAAGUUCAUUCUCCAUAAAAUUACAAAAUUGCAAGCAUCUUGGGGCACCAGUGAAAAGACAAUAAAGGCAUGAGUGCCUAAAAAUAGGCACAGCAUCAGCCCCCUUUCACAAAAAGAGAAAGCUUUGUUUGACAGUAAAAAAGUUUUAAGGGACUGAGUAACGAUUCCCUGUACAAGCUGAUGUUUCUUUCAGGAGAGUGUGAAAAAUCAGUUUCCAGAAGGGGAAAACAAGUGGGGAGCCUGGUGGAGAGGAGAGAGGAGGAAAGAAAGAAAGAAAGAGAAAGAAAGUGAAGGCGAGGCUGUCUUCCCUCUAACCUUUGUAAUUCCCCUUCUAUUCUCUAUGACAUUCAUUCAGCUGCCAAGCAUGUUUGGCAAAGGCUCGAGCCAGCCAGCACACUUCCAGUGACCGCUAACCUUGGUAUGUCCUGACACUUAUGAUGAGUAUCUGCAGGACACAGAAGGCAGGCAGGCUGCUAUGUCAGGCUUUUAUUAUGUACUGCAGAGGCUGGGGACAGUCAGUUUAAUAAAACAAAUCAUCCUUGAAGGUAAAGCAACUGGGAAGAGGAGAAGGAGGGGGGCAGAGGGGGAGGAGGGGGAGAAAGUCUUUGCUGCACAGGCAAAAAAUAAAAAUAAAGAAAUAACAAGAAAACAACUGUCGGCAGUGAAGGCUUCAGUGCCAGCCUGUGGAACAUCAUAAGCACACACACACCCCAAACUCUCACCCUGUGUGCCCUAAUUUUAAGUAGGAGACACUGUUUAUUUUUUGGCAAACCAGGGAAAUGUAACCCUUUGCUGCUUGAUUCAUUGUGGGUUCCCCAUGUUGAGUAUGAUGUCAGUGAAAUUCUGUGCCAGUUUACACUCUUUGUUCCAAACCUGGUGACUUAAAACAGAAAUUCUACUUCAGUUCAAUAAAUUUAGCAGCGCAGCCACUGGAUAAGUGUCUGAGCACAUCAAAUUGUUGAAGUGAAACCCCUUUUUCCCCUCUGGGGAAAAAAAAAAGGCAUUCAGCACAUAUUUGAAAACUUUUCCCUACAGCGGCUCCAAAGCCCUGUGAGGUUUAAGAGACAGAUUGGCUCGAAAAGUUACGUUUUGUUAGGAAAAGAAGAACAAGGUAGCUUCGGGCCGAUUCAUGCAACUAGUUUUAGGAAAAGUGAAAAUUACACAUUUUCAUGAUUUUUGACGUUUCUUUAUCAUUUUUAUUUGGCAGCUUAUAUCCCACUCCUCUUCGCGAAGCGAAGUCAAAGCAGCUCGCAAAAUAUAAUAUAUCAAAACAAAUGUAAUAUCUUAUACAUGACUGAUACUGUUUUGUUUUUGGUAAGAACGCUUAACACGAUGUGAUGAGCGGGUCUUGUGAAGCCUCUGGCAAAGUGUUCAGGGAGAAAACCUAGAACAGUUUCAACUAGUACAAUGAAUUUUAUACAGGAUGUGGCAAGUUAGAUUUUGGAGAGACUCUCGUAUCUUAAAGACUAGUUGAUAACUUUAUAAGAAAGUAAAGUCGUGGCCAACUCUGGGGUUGCGGCGCUCAUCUCGCUUUACUGGCCGAGGGAGCUGGCGUACAGCUUCCAGGUCAUGUGGCCAGCAUGACUAAGCCACUUCUGGCGAACCAGAGCAGUGCACAGAAACACUGUUUAUCUUCCCACUGGAGCUAUUUAUCUACUUGCACUUUGACGUGCUUUCGAACUGCUAGGUUGGCAGGAGCAGGGACCGAGCAACAGGAGCUCACCCCAUCGCGGGGAUUUGAACUGCCGACCUUCUGAUCGGCAAAGUCCUAGGCUCUGUGGUUUAACCCACAGCGCCACCCGCGUCCCUUUUAUAAGAAAGUAAGAAACGCUUUACUCCAGUUUGUUUGGUUCCAUGUAAGGUUGGAAAGAGAAGCUCCAUAGCUCAUUGGUGGAACAUUUGCUUUAUAUGCAGAAGGUCCCAGGAUCAAUCCUCAACCUCUGGACUGCGAGAUACUCCUCCCUGCAGUCCUAGGAGAGUGGACAAUAUGAAGCAAUAUUGAGUGGACAAUAUGAAGCAAUAUGAACCACUGGCCUGACCAGCAGAAGGCAGCUUUCUAAAUUCCUACUCUCCCCCUUUUAUUAGCAAGUGUUUUCACUCAUUUGUGUGUCGUUUCAAUUGGUUUGCUCUCUGAUUGCCUCCAUGCGCACCCCUUGAGGUAUGCCAUAAGAUGACUGACAAGUAGGGAUUAAGAGAGCCAGUUUCUCUGCCUUGUAGCAGUGUAGACUGUGUGGCACAUUCUGUAUCAAAAUGGUAGAGUCAGAUGGGCUUUUUAUCUAGCUGCAGAUGCAAGCAAGUAGUCCUAACCAAUGGCCUUAUAGGAAAUGGCAGGUUCCCAUUGUACAGCAAACGGUAUAUCCAGACUGUACAAUGGAAUAUGGCUACUCCAAGUAUUAUUAUUAAGCAUUUCUAUAGAACACGUGUGUGUUCAAAGCACUUCACUUGCAUUAACUUGUUGUAAGCUUGCCUGUAACCCUGUAAUGUUGAUUAGCACUGUUAUCUCCAUGUUGGCGAUUAGGUGGUCUAAGGAAGUGAGAGAGUGUUUCUACCCCACCCUUCCUUGUAGAAGCAAAGGGCAGCCUAACAAUAGAAAAAUAAAACAGCAAUAUCAGUAUUUAUAGUUUAAAAAACAUAUCAAAUCCUAUGGUGCUAUCUUGCAGCAGCAGAGCACUAUACCAGAACUGCACUCAGUCCAAAGGUCUGGGUAAAUAGAAAUGUCAGCUGCCUACCCACAAUGCUGUACCAACUCUCAUGUCAGGGUGUACCUCUACAUUGAUUCUGCACAUGGAAGUCUAGUUAUGCAUACACAUCUGGCUUCCUGGAUUGUGUUUCCAUUGCUGGUUGACAUUUCUACCCAAACCAUCCAUGUGGGGGGUUUUUUGGAUGGCGGAGGGAAAAAUAACACUCAGCAUUUAAAUAAUGCUCAUGAGCUGGGAUGAGGAACUGGUGGCCCUCCAGAUUUGGUUGGACUUCAACAGCCAGCAUGAACCAUGGUCAGGGACGAUGGGACAUCAUCCAAUGAUACGCAGAAGGCCACAGAUUUCCCCUUAAGAGGAUUCAAAGCACUUCAUUUUAUGAGAUGCAGCUCCUGUAAUAAACGAACAAGUAAGCAGGGCCUUUACCAGGCAACCCAUCUCCUCCCUCCUCAUGAGAAAAUAGUGCAUCUUAAGUGGGACUUGGAUGAUUUGUAAGACUGAAUGAUAGGCAACUGCUGAACCAGCUCAUAGGUUCACAGAUAACCAUUACCAGUGCACACUGGCCAGGAUGUUCCAUCUUUCGCUUAUUCAACACUCCCUAAAUAAUCAGUAGUUUUGCACCAGUACUUUCACUGCUGGUUUCUCUGCCAUGUUGUAGACAUAUAUAGCCAUUUGUCCCUGGGAUCUGCUGGUUACGUGGAGCAAUGUGUGGCUUCUUUUCUGAGACAACCGUGUCUAAGUCUGAAGUCCACCACCUAGCUCCCCCUCUCAGCAUUGUCUUUCCUCCUGGCGAAUGUCAAGUAUUAUUACUUGAUUGACUGCAGCCACCUGAUGCUAGGAAAAUGUUCUGGGUUCAUACUAGGGAUUGUUGUUGAGUCUAUAAAAAGAAAUCUGGACGGGGGUCUUAUUUGUCACUGAGGCAUUGUUUCUGCAGAUGUUUCUGCUGGAGAGAUGUUCAAUCAGUUAGGUGUAAAGACGUACUUAGUAGGUCAUCAUCACUUAGGGUCAGGCAAAAGCUACCCCCAGACACACGCAAUUAGCACAGCUGACUGCUUAAUUGCCCACUUGGAGAAAAAAAAUAUCUAUCUAGCCACCCAUCCAUUUAAACAAUUAGAUGUUUUGCCUCAGAAUGUGCAGUUCUCUUAAGAAAAUAUUGUAGUCUUCGUGAUUGGGAAUGGGGGGGGGGGUCAGCUACAACUGAGGUGGGAGGAGUGUUUAAUUUCAAAAGAUAGUCUCUCAGGCUCAAAACAAGCCUGGGAGCUGCAUCUCCUGACCUGGAAAUUUUGACAUACUGGUUGUGGUUAGUCAGUGGUGAGGGAAAGGCAUUCUGCAUAGGCCCAGAAGCUCUUUUUUGUUAAAAAGAAAUAGCAAAAUCCAUCUAAUUCACAUGGUAUGGAAAACAGGUCGCAGAGCUUAGCUCUGCUGAGCCCUGGCUCAAGCUAAACCCUGGCUAUUAGGAUAAUAUGCAACACAAAGGAAUAAGCUAAGGCUCCCUGGCAUGAAGAAGCAAGCUGGAUGGACAAUAAAAAUAGACCAGGUCUGGAAUGGCUGAAGACUGUUGUAAACCUUUGGAAACAUAGGGUAGGCAGCCACUCAUUUUGCAAAUGUUUCCUCAGAACGAAGGAGGGGAGUUUGUAAGGAACUCAGCUUUCGGCAAAUUUACCUAUAAAAGCUGUUACUGCUUGAUAUUUUCUCAAGCUAUUUGCAGUCCCAAAGGUACCUCCCUAGCUCCCAUAUAUGCAUCGUAUGUUUCAGUCAACUCUGACGUUGUCCUUUCUGCUUUUUUAUCUGUUUUUAUUUACAGCAGGAGUGGGGAAUAGUUUUCAGCCCCAGGACCAUAUUCCCUAUGGGGCACCCUUCCACUGGCAGGCAGGGCAAAAGGCAAAAGUGGGCACAGCAAUGAAUGAAAAUUUUAUCUUUGCACAGUAGGUUAGUUUUAGACACACACACACACACACACACACACACACACACACCUACCUCUCUGUCUUCCAUCCAGGCAAGCAAGAGGCGUUACCAGAGUUCAAGGACACUUUCUACCCAGGCAAAAGUACUCAGGGAACAUCUGAAGCAAGGCCAGGGAGAGUCAUUGCCUGGAGAGUUGAGUGUGUGGCUGGGGAGAAUCUCGUGAGGCUUGGAGGGUCGCAUUUGGCCCCAGACCUGUUUUCUUUUACAGCACUGUGUUGUUCUUUUAGAGAUGAAGCAACUCGAGCUGCAUAGAUUAAUCUAAAACUGGGAGUACUGUAGCAGUCAUGGAGUUGGGCAUCUGAUUCUUUCGUGUCGUAUGAGUUACUUUGAAUUUCAUCUGAAGCUUGAAGCGCUUCAUCUGUUUCGAAGAGAAGCUGUAGGAGCUCUUAAUCAUCUGCUAUAAUUGAAUAAUCUGGGGUCAUCUCGAAACCUGGCUACCUUACUGUUCACCUCUCAUCAAGUUAACAGUGAGAGUCCGCAGACCCUUGAAGGGCCCUGCUGUUUACACUUCACAUAGCAUCCAUUUAUUCCUGCCCUCUGUUUCCUACUGUUCUAGCGGUUCCUGUAAGCAGCAGCGGCCGGCGUGCAGGGGAGAGGCGGUGCUUACCUGACCUCCUGACAGCUGAGCUGCUGCUGCUUACCAGGAGGGAGAGGGGCAAGGCGGCAGGGAGGCUGGCACAGUGAAAACCCUCCAGCGGUGUCAAUCCAGCCCUACUGUCAGUGCGUUUGCAUCAUGCUGACCUCCCCACUGCCUUGGCCCUCCCCUUCUCCCUCCUGGUAAGCACCAGUGACUUGGCUUUUAGGAAUUAAAGUGAGCAUUGCUGCCCACAACACCAUCCACUAUAGACUUUAUGUGGCCCCAUACCCAAUCACUAUCACAUUUGUUUGUUUGUCACAUCCUCUAGCAAACUAUUCCUGGCAUCAUUUGAACGGAUUAAUGAAUAAAAUCUAAAUUUUUAAUUUGCUUACCAAAAAUGGUGUGUGUGCAUGCGUGGGGGGUGUGUGUGUGCGCACUGAAAUAUCAAAGUUCUUUAGGAACACUUGGGCAAGUGUUAUUUGGCUCUACAACCUUUGUCACUUCUCUUUCCCAUUGUUUCCCUCCAACACGUUCAGUGAAAGGUAUUGCAAAGAAUCCAUUCAGCUUUUCUUCCUUUAGAGCUCUUUUUUUUUUUUUUUUACACACAUUUGUUCCGUAGGAGUUUUCCUGUGAAAUGCCCUGAGACCUGCAGGUUUGGACGCUAUGUAAAUUCAACAAACAAUUAAAUAGGAGUUCCAUAUAUUCUCUGGAAUGAUGUCCCGCCUCUGUAAUACUGAUUAGCUUGUUCAUUUGCUUGUCUAGCAUGGCCUUCUCCAAGCUACCACAUCAGCCCAAGCCUUUAUGGCCAGUGGGUUGAUGGGAGUUGUAGUCUAGCAACAUCUGGAUGGGCACAGGUUGUGGACGGCUACUGGCAAAGGGCUGGGUGCAACAAAGAGCUGUAAGACUCAUCACCACACCACAAUCCCUGCCAAUCAAGACUAGACAUUGAUGGGCUGGCUUAGUGUAAGGCGGUUUCAUACCGCAUAUGGGGACGCACCAUCACAGCUCAGUGCUAGAGCAUCUACUGUACCUUGCAUGCAGAAGGUGCCUAGUUCAAUCUCUGGUAUCUCCAGUUAGAAAAUAACCCUUCCUGAAAACCUAGAGAACCACUACCAGUUUGUGUCACCAGUAUUCUUCAACCCUAGGUCCCUGCCCUGAUGUUGUUAGACAACAUCAUCCCAUCAUCCAUGAUCAUGGACUGGAUUGGCUAGGGAUUGUGGGAGUUGUAGUCCAUCAAUAUCUGAGGACCCAAGGUUGAAGAUCACUGGUGUAGACAACAUUGAACUAGAUAGACCAAUAGUCCAGCUCCGUAUAAGGCAGCUUCCUGGAACUGGGAUGGGGAAUUUGUGACCUCCAUAUGUUCGACUCCAACUCCCACCAGCUGCAACCAGAAUGGCCAGUAGUUAGGGGUCAUGGGAGUUGUAGUUCAUCCACAUUUGGAGACCACAUCUUCUCCAUCCCUGCCAUAGUAAGUUCCCUUGCCUUUUUAUGCCACCCUUGACUCCAUUUCUUUUUUUAUGAGGGCACUUAAGUUCUCUUUUCUAAUCUGUAGCACAGCAAGGGGAAAAUGUCUGUUGUUUUUGAAUACUUAACCAAACCUACAGAAAAAUAUUUGACUUUAUUUAUCAAAUAUUUGUUAUCUUUCCAUAACAUUUGGCAAAUACCUCCCACCCUCCCCAAACUCCCAGCCCUCCAUAAUCAGAUUUGGACAAUAACAAGAGCUGUCGUUUUCAAGGGAAGGAUUCCUAGAACUAUACAGCCUCUGAUUGUAGACCCCUACAAACACCAGCAUCAAAUAGUUAGCAUAUUUAGUGUUUAUAUGACUAAAGAGUCAAACAUAGCGGUGUGUUGUCGAACUAUUUUUCCCUAGAAAAGACGGACAUUUUUUUCAAUCCUGAAUAUUGAAUGCCCCCCCCCCCGUCUCUCUUUGCAUAUCACGCCUUCAGUAUUAUGAGUCAAUAUGCCAUUUGCAAAUGACACUCAGUGCUUGGGUCCAAAUUCCACCCUCUAGCGCAUGCAAGCGACUCCCACUGACUUCAGCAGCAGCUGAUCACAUGUCUGCCUCAUGGCAAAACCUGGCUCCUAGAUCACUGCUGUGUCAUCUGCUACAACGGGCGAGAAAGCUUUUGCCGCUUUGUUACAGGAGGAGACAUUUAAGGUUUUCUUAUGAAGUGUGAAGAAGGUGGAUGAACUCCUUUAAGAGCAGCUGGGAGGAAAGGGUUUUGUUAGCCGGAUCUGAAAUUACAGAUAGUCGGUGGUCCACGUCUUCAGGAAAGUCCUUUGAGUGGGUUAUGUCCCAAAAUGCAUAGAACAAUGCUUGAGCUGAACAUAAAAAGUUGGCUUAAUCAGGUCAAACUAUCCAUCUGGCUCAUCGACCAGAUGACACACCGGCCUGGCAAUUGUUUAUGCCCCCACCACCCACGCAAGAUUUCACCAAUUUUGACAAAAGGAAAUAAGUAUAGAUUAGACCCUGAUCUAGGGUGGGCACAGAGAGGUUUAAGCACCCUGAUGAGGAUGCAAGUUGUCCCCUCCCAGAUGUAUCAUCUGCUGAGCAGGGAGGGACAGUAAUCUCCUUCCUCAGCUCUUUUGCACAGACCACCAUCAGAAGAGGGGCGGGAGCUGUGUGCCUUUGGCUACUCCCACUGCUGGCAUGUGCAGUCCCAGGUCUUCAGAAGCUCUGCUGACAAGAGUUGCAUUGUGAGUGGUCACUCGCAUGGAAUGGGCAUGACGAAGUGGGCUUGAAUCUGCAAUAAAUAAUACCGUAAGAGUUUCCUGUGGGGAGUAAGCUCCAUGCAACUCAACAGCGCUACAGCCGCUUGGCUGCAUAGAUUCAACUUGCAAAACAAAUGAAUGAAAAGGAGAUGAUUUGGAGGAAGUUGCCUUCAGGACAAGGGCGCUUUUCUCCAACCCACAGUUGCAGAAGACGGUGGAAGCCACCUGUCCGUGUGCAAAAUGAUUUCCAAUACGCCAGAUAGACUGGGUUGUCAUUUAGAAACCGAAUGGGUCAGAAAGAACCUGGGUCCAUGGUCACAACACAGACACACACUGGAAGCAUAGGGGGGUGUUUUUAUCUGAACACUCAUGUUGAAGGGGGGCUAUAAUGUCUGAGUGCAAGGAAAUGUUAUGGGAGCACAACAAACAAAGCAACUUCUCAACCAGGCCGUGUGAAGGGGGCUUCACUAGGUACUCCUAGAUACCCUUACUUCUUUGCUGGGCUUUCAGAACUAGCUGGGACCAGAAUAACAAUAUUUAUUUAUUUGUACCCAUCUGACUGUGUUGCCCUUGCCAUUCUGCGCAGCUUCCAACAUAAUAUAUAGAGAAACAAUCACAACAGAACACAACAGAACAUCACACAUUGAAAGAGUCCCGAUACAGGGCUGCCUUCAGACGUCUAUGGAAGGUCGUAUAAUUACCGUAUUUUUUGCUCUAUAAGACUCACUUUUUCCCUCCUAAAAAGUAAGGGGAAAUGUGUGUGCGUCUUAUGGAGCGAAUGCAGGCUGCACAGAUAUCACAGAAGCCAGAACAGCAAGAGGGAUUGCUGCUUUCACUGCGCAGCGAUCCCUCUUGCUGUUCUGGCUUCUGAGAUUCAGAAUAUUUUUUUCUUGUUUUCCUCCUCCUGAAACUAGGUGCUUCUUGUGGUCUGGUGCGUCUUAUAGAGCGAAAAAUACGGUAUUUAUCUCUCUGCCAUCUAAUGGGAGGGCAAAUAAUAAAAAAAUAUUAAUUGAAUCUGCUGGAAUUAAGAGGCAAUGUUCUUUUCAGCACAUGCUAAAUUCUCAGAGAAAAGAGGAAGAAACACAUCAAUAUUUGGGCAAAAAGCCCCUGCAGAUCUUCAAUAGCUGUGUAUUAUUGCUCUUUGUAUUUUUAUUUUUUUACUCUUUCCAUUGCCUUCCUCUGCUAAUUAUAUCUUAUAAAUCCAGCACCCACUAAACCCAGAUGUUCAUAUUUUAAUACCUACAUUCUGUGGUUCAACUUUGCAAAGCUAGCUAACACAUGUUUUAAAAGUUAUUACUAUUGUACUAUAUAUAACAGCCCUGCCUAAGAGAAUAGAGGCCUGCCGCAUUUAGAAAAUGCAGGUGCUAUGUAAGCUCCCUUUUGAAAGCAAGAACUUAGCUCAGUUUCCUUUGAAGACCCAGAGACUUGAAACUGAAAACUUUUAUUAAUGCCAUUGUCUCCUUGUAUCAGCAGGUUCCAGAGAGAUUCCUGGAAGUGGCUCAGAUCACAUUACGAGAGUUUUUCAAUGCCAUUAUCGCAGGCAAAGAUGUUGAUCCUUCCUGGAAGAAGGCCAUAUACAAGGUCAUCUGUAAGCUGGACAGUGAAGUUCCUGAGAUUUUCAAAUCCCCAAACUGCCUCCAAGAGCUUCUCCAUGAGUAGAGAUUUCAACCACUAUUUAUGAAUGUAUAAAAAAUUAGCAGACCCCAUUUUUGAUGCCCAUGUUGUGCAUGUGAGUGUGUACGUGUGUCUAUAUUAAUUUCAUAUAUAUAUAUAUAUAUAUAUAUAUAUAUAUAUAUAUAUGGAAUCAGAUAAGAAUCCACCAUGAUUAUUUUUAUUUGAUAAGUAACAAGUUGAUAAUUAUUUUAACUCCAAGUUUUGUUUUACUUUUGCCCAUGGUUUUUAAUAUUUGGAAGGGGAAACAAUUGGGUUACUUUUCUUUUUCAGGGAGAAGAAUGUUUUGAAGUGUGUGCAAGCCUGUUUUAGUAAGUUUAGGGCAUUACAUUUUGCUACAGAGUGGCAUUUUGUCUUCGAAAGACAAAUGUCACAAUCCUACAAUGAUGUUUUCUUCGUUUGUACGAAGCUCGCGAUUCUAGAGAGGCAUUUUACAAGCAUAGAGCUUUCUAAAUUUUAGCUCAACUGUUCAUUGAAGGCGGUAGAUUUUUUGUGUUAUAGUUUAGAAGACAUAUAAACAACCCUUUCAGUUACUUAAACGUCAAAGGCAGUAUCUAUCCACACCAGUCUUCAAGCUUUUCUCUUACAAGAACAACAUAUGCCCCCCCAAUCAUUUUGCCCUGUUUUCCAGUGCCCCUAGAUGCUGCUGCAGCCAUGUGCAUACCCUACUGCAAUGUUCUUCAACCUUCUGUCCCCAGAUAGCGUAAGGUCAUAAAACCAUAGAACUGGAAGGGACAACAUUCAUCAUUGGACAACAGUUCUCAUCAGCCACAGCCAUUAGCCAAUGGUUAGGGAAGAUGGGAGUUGUAGUCCAACAACAUCUGGAGACUCAAGAUUGAAGAAAACUUCUCUACUGCAGUGAUUUCCCCACCUUGCCCGUCCCUUCAGUAAGGUUGGGAAUGGAGAGGAAGAGUUUCUGUGAACCCACUGCAGGCCUGAAAAGGCUCUAUUUUGGAUUGGACCAAGAUUCCAGCAAGGUUCGGGUUCAAACAGAUUAGGUUGAUGGAGCUAGAACCCCAAAUUCCAGUGCCGAGAGUUUCGCUCACUUUUGGGCUUUGCUCCCACCACUGUUCACCUAAAUCUUGCCGCCACCACCACCCAACUGCAUUUCAAACAAAGCAAUACUGCACAAAACAUAAAGUAAAUUAAGGCAAGGGGUUUUGGUGUUAUCGAAGAGGCUAUACACAGCAUUCUAGGAGUGAUUUUAAGUGUCGUAAUAAUACGGUCAGCUUAUAAAAGCAGUAGUAUUUCACUCUCCGUAGAGUAAAAAACAAAAACAAACUCUUGCAUGGCUCUCAGUCAUAGCUGAGCAUUUUUAAGUCCCAUUAUUUCACCAGUAAAUAUUGUGGUAACUCUCUCCUGUGGGAAUCGGUGUGCCUUUAAGGUUACAAUCCUAUGCACACCUACUCGGGGAGGUAUGUGCCAUGGAACCUAGAACUUACUUCUGAAUAGUUGUUGUUAGGAUUAAUCCGCUUUAUUAAGGUGUCCUUUCCCUUUACCACACUGAACGGUCAGGUUUCCCCCACAUCCUGGGAGCCAUCUUUAUCAAAAUACUUUCCUCUGUCCCAACCAGACACUCGAGUGGUGUAUAUAUUUGAUAUUUCACAUUUUUACCUGAAAAGCAAUGUUUGAAAUUACCCUUUCAUCUGAGAAACACUGUAACAUACCUUUGCUUUAUUCUAAAAAUUAAUUGCUGAAGAAGCAAAAAAGAAAAAAAAAGAAAAACGCAAAGCAAAGCAAAACAAAAAGAUACGUCGGAUCAAAGUACAAGAAAGCUUGUAUUUUUCUGGCUGGGGUUGAUGGGAGCUGACAUGUGGAGGGCACCAGAUCAGAGAAAGCUGGCACAGAGACAUUUAAGACAUUUUUUGUUUAAAGGAAUAAACACAGCACAAUACACAGAGAGAACACAACUCUAGCAAAAAUGGGCUAUUCCAAGUUUCAUUGAACCCAGCGGGAACUUAAGUGGCUAACGGUGCUUUCUCACUUCCUUGGAGUUGAGCAGGCUUCAGUGCCUCUGGGUUUGUUGCCUAUAAAUCACGGAGAAACUUUAUCCCUGUCUUUUGGGCUAGGGAAGCAGAAGCUAGCCACUUUUAUUAUUUCCUCAAUCGUAAGUGAUUCAUUAACAUGGAAGUAAACCUGAUCAAACCACUUCUCUUCUACAACAAAAGUAAGCGGCAUAAAAUAAAAAAAGAGCGUAGUGCUUACCAGAAUGGGGCUUACCAGUGCUUUCCUGUCACUUCUCAACAAGAGAACUUUCCCCUUUUUACCACCACCUUGCGUUGAAGAGCCACAUGGAUCAAUGUGAGUCCUGGCUGCAGACAAAUAUGAUUUCAGCAGGUACCCAAGGCCAAACGAGACAUGAUUAUUCCUUGUAACACCCAAUGGAAAUGGCCACCAUAUACAUAUUCCUGCCCCUCUGUAAUAUCUACUAUACAUCGCUAUAUGCAGCCCAUAAUGUUCUAUGCUUGUCCACCUGCAUGGGGCAGGAAGAUACCACAAUAGCCAAUUGCUUUAUGUUGUUGCUGUGAGGAGAUAGACACAUGGCGGCCAUUUUCAGCGCCGAGUGAAUAAAAAAAUAUGGGUCUGAAUAUAAGCCGUCCCCAAAUCUAGCCACUCCCUAUAUGGAUUUGUUAAAUCAAGGUAUCUCUAGCUAUAAGAGCACAAUUGUAGACUGUAUUCAGGUUUUAUAUAAGCCAGAUUUUGGGGAGGGGCAGGAGAGCGUGGCCUAUUUUCAGACCACUACAGCACUUAGCAGAUCUAGUUGGCCCUGAUUUUUGACAUUUACUGAAACAGAAUUCAUAUUUUAAAGCAGCCGCAGAUGGAAUUUCUCCACAAGGUGACCAAAAUAAGUUUACCUUAGAGUGGAAAAUUAGUAAUAGGAGUUGAAUGAAUACAACUGCAGUGAAUUGAUACAAUAAUCAGCUUUUUUCUUAAAAGCUCGCUGUUAGUUUUAAAUGCUUUCUUCAGUGGUCUCCUUUUUUCUUUGGGCAUUUUUGCAAAGGUGUAGUGUCUAGUAAUGUUUUCUUAUAUUCUAUGGCACUAUGUAUUUGUCGUUUCUCUGUUGUCUUUUGUACAGAUGCAGUAAGAAUUUAUUGUUAUCUGGGCUAGCAGUUUUCCUUAUCCACUCCUUACUGGCAAUUUGAUACAGAUUUGAUACCAGUUAGCCAAGGUAUCUUUUUUAUAGCUUAGCAAUUUAAUUUUUUUAAAGGACCCUACCUUUUACUCCAUUUCUUGAACUUCGUUGUUUUUUUCUUAUUAAACAAUUGUCUUUUGAGUUUGAAGAGUGAAAGUUUACCCCAUGCAACAUUAUAUAUAUUUUGAAAAAGCUGACCUAGUCAUUGCAAAGAUGCUUCAUUUACAAAUACUGCUUGAAGAGACAGAAAUGGAUGAAAGUAGUUGUCAGUGAAAAGCCUUAAAAACCUGCUGAUUAAAAACAAACAAACUAGGACACCAGGACCACAAUCUAGCGACCCUCUUCCACAUGCAAUAACAGAAUUUAUCCAUGCUGAGUACCCAUUUUCUUGGUGCAAGACUUUUGCACAAUAAUACAAGCAAAUACAUUCAGGCAACAUACACUACAAGCAAAGCCCAAUGGGUCUUUUCAUAUGUAACAUCCCUGGCCCAGUAAACCAUGGUUUUUUAAACUAGGAACAUGGCUCUCCCCUUGCAUGUCAUCCUUAGCACUUCAAUCCUGGUUUGUUUAAAAUCUAGUUCCCAAUCGUAUCCAAACUUGGGAGCUGUGAUACCAGUUUAUUAACCAGGAUCUUAAACUACAGUUUGAUUCACAUUCAAGAACCUGGCUAGUAACCUGACAUCAAACCGCAGUUCCCUGUUUCGGACAUGAACCAUAGUUUAUACAGACCAGGAUAUAAGUGCCAAGCAGGUGCACAAAGUGAGGAAGCAAGGGCAGAGCUUUCUGGCUUGGCACUUGUUCCUAUCUUCAUAAACUAUGGUCUAUUGAAUGUCUGAACUGCGCCUAAUUGUACAUAAGCUUCUUUUUCACUUGCCACUCUGUGGAUUGCAGCCCCUGCUGUUAUUUUCAGAUGUGAAUUGUGUCUAUGCAGUGUAGGUGAUUUAGCCAAUACCAUGGGACAAAGGACCACCAAUUAGUUGUAGUAUGCUUUGCCCUCAAAGCAAGCCAUGCUGCUUCCAGACUUCCUCUAAAGUACUUAGAACAGUUUUGCUUUUUGCAGCCAUACAGUUGACAGCAUAAUUGCCACUGUUUUAAUUUGUGCACGAUGGGCAGACCAUUAGGACAUUUGUAUAUGUCGGAUUUUGCGGAUGAUCUCCUGCAACCCCAUGUUCAGGAGGUUUGUCCCUGUUCCAGGCACUGCUGGCCUAGAUGUGCUUAGUGACAUUGGAGGCAGAGCUAAUGCCAUGCCCAAAUAAUGGCUGCAGCUCUAGAUUUCUGCACUAGCAAGUACGUCUUGCCUGAAGUACUUACUGCUGCGCUAUCUGUCCUGCUGUGCCAUUGCUGCUCAGAACAUCUCAAUAUGCUUCUUCAUUGAGUAUUGGGACUAUUCCAUAUCUGAUUUAGGACACAUUUCUGCUGAAGCUUUCUGGAAAUGUAGAUGAGGCCUUCAAGAGCUAUUUCCUCCCCUUAUGCUAUCACAAGAACAAUUUGCCAUUGGGCUGUGCAUAUACUUAACUUUAUUAAUUGGGGAGGGGACCCAUUUUUGUAGCGAUCGCUUACAUACAGAGUCUGCUGUUUCAUUGGCCAGUUUCACAUGUAAUCCUAAGCUAAACCAUGGCUAAGCGUGAACGUGCAAAUGAGGAAAAAUCAUAGUUUCUUCACGCCUCUCCUGGUCCUGCUACUGUCAUGUUAUGACAUGGUUUAGUUUUGUGUUAUGUCUGAACUCUGGCUAAUGGUUUGUCUUGCUCCAGACAAACCACUCAGCUUUAGACUUAACGUUGAACCAAACCAUGUUUUAGUUCUGGGUAGUGCAGGAUUGAAGCAGCCACACUUUACAUCUAAGUACCGACACAAUUGUUUGUUUUUGCUAGGCUAUGUUUUGCCUUUGCAUUAUGUAUGAACUCAGCCACCUAGAAACAUAAAAAACCCACAACUACCAUGCUAAAGCCAUACUUCACAUAUAAUACAUAUUAGAUGCACUUCUAGAAAUAUUUUCCUUAUACGUGUUUUUGUUUUCGCUGUUAAUUGUUAGCAUUACUGGUUUUGUGCGAUUAGAUUAUCACUACUAUAAUUAUUAUUGACUGAAAAUGUGAUUAUUUGAAUUUGGUUGAACACUACAGCUUGGGGCAUUAUUUUAUUUAUUUAUUUAUACGUAGCAUACAUCAAAUCACUAGUGAAUGACACACAAGAGUGCUAAGGAAGGAAAAACAGGCAAGUCUUCAUCUGAUACAUUGACAUAUACAAUUCAGCUAGAUUUAUGGUGACUUCAUUGCAUUAUAUAGCCAUAUUGCCUUUGUGCCUUCCAAGGCACAUAAAAUAAAAUAGAAAGCAUCAAUCUUUGCUGUACUUCAAGUAGUCUUCAUCAUCAUUGCUCUUUAGUAUUCCCCAUAUAUAUAUAUAUAUAUAUAUAUAUAUAUAUAUAUAUAAUUAUCUGACCCUGAUCCUACAGAUGUCCAUUGCCAUGGAAGUCUUUUGUGCAGAAGGGGUUUUUCCCUACUGUGCUGCCCAUUAUAAUCCCAUUAUGAAGAAAGCAAGAAUGCUAAACCUAAAAAAACACAUAGGAUUGCAGUUGAGGCAGCUGCCUCUGCCAUGCCCCUAAUAAUGGUUUUGUAGGUGAGCUACUCCUUCUCCAGAUAUACAGGGUAUAGUAGUACUGGCUGGAAUAUAUUCCUGGGGAGCAGACCUGAGUGAAGACCAUCGCUCACCCCAAAGUCGGUUAAGCUAAGCUUACCAGACGUCUCCGUUUCCCGGGGACAGUCCCCGGAUUUACAAAUCAGUCCCCUGACAAAAUCCAUCUAUUUAGUAGGAAGUUGAAAAGUGUCCCCGGAUUCAUUGAAAAAAAUCUGGUAACCUUAGGUUAAGCGGCCAUGCCCAACCAACCAAGCAACCAACAUCCCACCCAUAAAAACUGGGAGAAUUCAGUUCCCAGUUGCAGGAGAGCCAUUGCCUUUGCAACCUCUGCAAAACCGACAUGAGCUUGUAGUGCAGAUGUGCUUUUGCCAUUACGAUGUGUCUUUUGCGGCAGCUUUGCCUAGCGAUAGCAGUUGCUGGUGUCGUAUUGCCAUAGCUGUCAACUUUUCCCUUUUUUUAAGGGAAAUUCCCUUAUUCCGAAUAGGAUUCCUCAGAAGAAAAGGGAAAAGUUGACAGCUAUGCAUAUUGCUGACCCCGCGCUUCUGAGCCUGGGAUGUCAGCAAACUACCGCAGGCGUGGCAUGGAGCAGGGCCCGCAAUAAUCACACACCCCUCUCUCACACAGACACACACACACACACCAGCUGCCCUGCCGUUUCUGAGCAAAACUGUGCAUCGGAUUGGGUCAUCAGGCUGCUUUUGUUGUGGUAAAGAAAGGUUUACAUGGGGAAAGGAGUUCAAAAAUAGCUGUGAUCCAACACUGGCCCUUCCACCUCCCCGAUCUGUGUAGACAAAGGUGAGGUUAUAGUGAGUGCCUAGACCUUACAUUCACCAGCAGAAGGAUUAGGGAACAACAACACAACAAAAAUCCUUCAAAUCACCAGUUUUUCCUCCCCUUCACAAGUACAACUGUUCUUGUGCCUUCUGUGGCUUAACAAUUUUCAUCUUUUUGAACCUUUUCCUGCCCCUUUCCUCACAGCCGCAAUAAGCUAGGUUCUUUUCUCCCACCCUCUCCCACCCCGUUUUUUCAGCUGUUUGACAUGAUGUUGAUAGCUAUGCAUAUUUUGUGUCUUUUUAAAGAAAAAGAAAAUUAAAAAGCAGGAGACUAAGUUUUUGAAGAAGAGAAUUUUUAGAACAGUUUGAUAAUGCAAAUUAUUUUUUUCUCAGUCCUUUGG
Messenger RNA from Podarcis lilfordi (Lilford's wall lizard), 55575 nucleotides. Lineage: Eukaryota; Metazoa; Chordata; Lepidosauria; Squamata; Lacertidae. The record is from the annotation of a GenBank genome assembly.